This is a messenger RNA of Xyrichtys novacula (pearly razorfish), 45207 nucleotides long. NCBI's taxonomy places the organism in Eukaryota, Metazoa, Chordata, Actinopteri, Labriformes, Labridae. The record is from the annotation of a GenBank genome assembly.
CCAUUAUUUCUGCCUAACUGUCUGAAUUAAACUGGCAUAUUAAUGACCCUCUCUGAGAAGAAGAAGAAGAACCUCUAAAAAUGAAAGAAACACUUUGCAUAUUUCCUCUCAGGAAGUAAUGUUUCCAAAGUUUCACCAUCACACAGAAGUCUGCGAGUGCUUCAGAAGACCGUCUCUAUCUUUAAUGUCUUGUUUACGCUCCACAGUUUUCAGGUUGCUUCAAUACGUUGCCAGUUAGCAGCCUCCGACUGCAACACAAUCCAAUUAAAUAAAGAGUGUUGUCUCUCCAGGUUCCUGUGUUCUCUAAUUGGGGCUGUGACUGCUCACUAAUCAGCGGAGGUACAGGUAGACCCUGGAGGACGCCCAGACGAGGCCUCUCCUGUUAAUUGAAGAGAUGCUAAAGCUGGCCUCCUCCUCCUUUUUCCUCCUCUUCCUCCUCCUCCUCGCUGUGCAACACAGAUGCAAACAGAACUCGAGCAUGCUAAAUUCAACUGAACAUACAUGAGCAGCAUCAUCACACUUCUCACCGUGAAUAAGGCCGACAUGUCAGAGCUUGCUUUUGCAUCAUGAGGCCUUAACAAACAGUGACGGUGCAGCGAUGAAUACAGUCAUUCAGUUAAUGCUGGUAAGCUAAACCUGAUGUGUUUCUUCUUAAAUUACAUUAAUUUAAAGGUCAAAGGUUAAAGGUUGUGCAAACAGCCAUUGUCAAAAAAGAAUAAAAGAGCAAGUCAAAUUUUAGUCGUAAAAACAAAGCUAAAGACAAGGAAAGACAUGCUUAAGAAAACAUUUGAUUUUCAAAAUAAAAGAUAAAAAUAAUUAAACAGGCUAGUGCAAUUAAAAAUGUGCAAAAGAGAGACAAUUGUAUGAUAGUUUAAGCAUUUGUUUGUUUGUUUUUUUUCUUUUGUGUCAGGGUUAUGAUUUAAAAACGUAAAAUUUCCUUCUCUUUUAAGAUUACUCUUGACGGUUUCCUUUCAUGAAACCAUUUCUCUUCACAGCAAAUUCAUUUUAAUUACAACCGAGGAGCAAAAACUCAUAAUCAAUUUCACUAAAUGUCAAAGAGUUUCCUUUGCCUCCCUGACUUCCCUCGCUGCAGAUUGAAAACGGCCUUGGCCUGGUGUGUUUCUGAUUUCCUGCACCGUCUGGUGAAGGUAGCAGCUUUGCAUGCUGGGGUCACACCUGUAACGUAUUUCACACUGGGUUAUAUUUUGAGUGGCCACCUGGAUGAGGAAAUAACAUGUUCACAGUGCAUGAACACUACAGCCCUCCCUGCCAGGUAGGAACAGGUGUUUGCUUUAGACUACAUACAGAACAUUCAUGUGACAUGGACGUUCUGCUCCUCGCUUUUUAAAGAAAACAGUCAAUCAGAGUUCAAAUGUGUGAGAUUUUUGCGUUAAGACCUGUUAUCUUUUGAACAACAAAAAUCUUGAGGAUGAUCUUGCAUUUAACUUAACUUCAUCAGCUGCUCUGUUUGUUGUUUCAAAACUAAAUCAAAUACAAAAAACAAGAAAAAAAAAUGGAGAUGGAAGAAACGUCAAAGGGCAUUUCACAAUACAUUCACCAUAAAGAGUUUUUCCUACUUGCAGUGGUAAAAAAGUAAUGGCCUUCUCCGGUCCAACUCCCGGUUAGCGGGACUAAUUUUUUUUUAUUAUGUGCAGCUUCUGGGCAUGUGAAUGAAAAGAUUGAUUGUGUGAAUGCUGUUUCUGUCAGCCACAAACAGCCAAUGAAACACUAAGCACACCUGGAGCAGCACUCACUUUUGACAAGCACAUACCAGUGAACGCCCCUAUUAGAAAAACAAUGAGGUCUAUCAUAAAACAUUUACAGUUGAUAAAGUGCCUGAGAGUGCCAAAAAGUAAGGCGUGUGAUAGCAGCAGGUCUGGAACUAUUUGGAGGUGGGGGCCACGAGAUGAAAACACGAAAGAGGGAAAACUCACAGAAGCUACUGCUUUGAUUUUAAACUAGAUACUUGUCCGAGGUAUAAUCUUUGAUGCAGAGAAUUCAUCUUUGAAUUUUCACCUGCAAAAACAACCUUUACAUGUGGCAUAAAGUUCCCAAAACUGACAUAAAGUUGCCAAUUCUUUUUAUUCAGAAGGCAUCAAGGUAAAGUAUUUGAUCAGUCAUCUUACAAAAAUAAAGAAAAAAUAAUCUCUGUAUUUCAAGAACAAUUAAAGCACCACAGAUUUCUUCUCCUCCACAACCAACAAUCAUUCAGGCUCAAGUCUAAUCAUGUUUUAGAGCAGAAACAAUCACUUCAAUCACAGUUUACUGUUAUCAACAGCGGGGGGUGCGACUUCCACCACCACCUUGCCCAGGUUUUUCCCCGCGUACAUGUAGUCCACAGCCCUGAACACCGACUCCAAACCCACAAACCUCCCCCCUUCUGACAAAUCCCCACAAUCCACCUCACACUGCAGCUUCCCCUUUCCGUACAUCUGCAUCAUAGUACCCAGAGCCUCUCUGUAGUCGCUGAAGAAGUGUGGCAGGAAGAAACCUCGAACACUGGCGGACUUCUGGAGCAGCCUGAUAGGCAGGGUGUCCCCUUUAAAAGGUGGGAACCCUGAUGCGCUCUGGUACCCCGAGAUGAAGCCGAUCACGAUCAGCCGACCUUUGUUGGCCAAACUUUUCACAGCGAGUUCUAAAACGCUGCCUCCGACAGACUCGUACACCACGUCUAUGCCUUUAGGGUACUCUUUCUUCAGUGUCUUCGCCAGGUCUUCAGAGCUGUAGUUAAUCGGCCGAUCACAGCCGAUGGAUUUAAGGAAGCCGGCUUUCUCGUUGGAUGAACAGGUACCAAUCACAUGGCAGCCAGCAUGUUUGGCAAACUGGACCGCAAACUGUCCCGUUCCACCUGCAGCGGCUGUGACCAAAACGGUCUCACCUUCAGCCAGGUCACCCAGACGUUUCAGGGCGAUGUAGGCCGUGGCCCCGCUGAGCAGCAGGGUGAGGAACUCUGGCUUCACCGCAGGGACGGGGAUGCUCUCUUUGGCUUUCACCAGCGUGUACUCAGCAAAUGCACCGUUUGCGAAGUAGGCCACAGUGUCCCCAACAGUGAAACGGGAGCUGGCGCUGAGGCCGAGGCCGACGACCUCACCGAUCCCCUCAAAACCAGCGUCAAAGGGGGGCUUCACUGAAGGGUCGUAUCGGCCAGAUGUAUAAUUGAUGUCAGAGGCGUUGAUUCCAACAAAACUGAAACAGAAAAACAAGAACUCUGGGUUAAACUGGGAAACAAGUUACAUUUACAAGAUUUCCUUUAAAGCUAAACACUUUUAAAAAUCUCAGACACUUUCAUGUGGACAUUAGUAUGAGCCAGUAUUCCCUGAAUUCCGUCUGAAGGUCAAGACUUCCUUGUCUGCACGGGGGUACAAACACUCUGGCUUGUUUUGGCAAUGAUUCCUCUUUCUCUGUAGGAGAACAGUCCUGCACUGACAGGGGAAGGUUUGUAUCACAAAACACAUUGCAUGAUGUCAUGAUUCAUUGUCUUCAGAGACACCCACAACAAAACUGCACUUUCAAAAUCUCAGAUAGCUGCUUCUUGCCUCAACACGAAGACGGGUGUUUUCAUCUUACUUUGGUAACAUGUUAGAAACAAAUAUGUGAGAAAGGAAUGUAUAAAUAAAUCAUUUACUGUCUGUUAGAGCGGCACGCAUGCUGAGCCUCAUUACUGUGCAUGUCACACGUGUACUUUGAGCUUGGAGAUAAUGCUUCUGUGGUUUAUAGAUGGGUCAGGAUGAUACAACAACACACCUUGAUUUGACUACUUUGCAUCCGACGAAUCGGUUUCCUCUCGGGGAAAUAUUGUGCUCUCAUCAAAGUUACUGUUUCGGUGUGCAAAACUCAAAACACAGUGUUUUGUAAGUAUUUGAUAUCUGACAGUUAAGCUGAAAUCUCUUUAAAGAGAUGAGGUUUGAAAAAACUUCAUCUGAAAAUUAAGGAAGGUAAAAGAAAACAAAAAAAACACUUGUUUGCAUUUUAAACCUAACAAUAGUAAAGCUGCUCCUUAAAACAAAGGUUUGAAUGCAUUUAGUUCGGAGUCAGAGUAAACCUCACAUUUCAAUUUAUGCAAAUAAUUUGUAUUUUGAUGCAGACUUAUUAAAAAUAUUAUCUGAAGAAAAAAAUACAACAGUGCAAACAGCGUUCAUGACGGUCCAGUGUUAAGAAAAUCCUGAAAAGCUUAAUAACGCCACCUUUGUCUUCCAUGUGCAGCUAGUGUAUUUACUCAGCUUCGUUCAAGUUUACACGUAGAUCAUAUCACACACACACACAGGCCUCAGCAUUGGAGAAAUUACAGGAUUGACUCUACAUUAAUAAAAUCCUCUUUAGUGGAGUCACACAUUUAUACAUUUAUAACAAAGAAAAUAAAGUUUCAUUUCCUCCUUGUUAAUCCAUCAGCUUCUCUCGCUGCAGUCUGGAUCCUUUCACUUAUCACUUCUUCAUUCUGGGUUUAACACUUUUUAACAUCUUUUAGAUUCCAUUAGGAUUGCACUGAUACUGUGCAAUAUUGGACGACUUUUCCCAGAAAACAAAAUCGUUUAUUCUUAUUAACGUGUUUUCUCUGAUCCAGAGAGUGUGACGCCUCCCCGGACUGGACUGUAUACUUGCGAAGAAGCGGUCAAAGGUAAGAGUUCAGGUGCAGCCGAUCACCUGCUGAGCAGUGAGACACUAAUGGACUGUUUUACACUUGCUCUGACCGAGUCUUUAGGUUUUACUAUAGUCAAUACUGCCCUGAGGUGUGUUUGUGUGAGGCUUACUAAAUAUUUAAAUCAGAUCUGAAGACAUGCAUCAGGCAAAUCAAAAUCAGGGUGAGACAUUUGCAGAGAAAUUGAGCCAGAAAUGCUGCGUAAAGAAUUAUUCACACCAUGUCCACCUUUUUGAGCGUGUACGCAGCUCUGUACUGUUCUUAAUUUGACAAUGAUUCAAAGAGACUGACUUUAGGUGGCUUUAUUCUUUCCUUGUCUUUUCUUUAUCUGUGCAUGUGCUGCUGGCUUCCUGCAGCUGUGAAUGAGGGGGAAUUAUAUCUCUGUGUUCCCGCGCCAUGUAAAAACACUGCAUCUCCUUCUCCAUCAUCUGCAUCUCUUGAUGCCAGUCUGAACCCCCCCACGACUUUCUGUUUGCAGUUUGGUGACGUAGAGAGACAGGAGGACAGAGAGAGGGAGAGAGAGAGAGGGGGGAGAGAGAGAGAGAGGGAGAGAGAGAGAUGCCGAGAUGGAUUGAUAGACAAAUGCAGAGAGGGCGGAACUUGGAAUUACAGUACAACGCUUAUUCCUCACGUAUUUUGCCAUCUUGUGAUGAUGAUGUUGAUCGCAGGUGCUGGACAUGGGUAAACCGAGGUAAGGGAAGCCUUUUUACAACUUCUCAACCUUAUUGUGACUGAUAGGCUGCGAAUAUUCAUCCACAAAUAGACUCUGUAGGUCCCGUUUCGCUUCUCCAAAACGUGCAGAGUAGAAACAGAAAACAGGACCACACUAUUAUCCGUGGCCAACCUUUCAAAAAAAACAACUUACCGAUUCCUGACGAGCAGCUCCGCGUCUCCGGGUGUCGGAACAGCAACGGUUUGCAUGGAAACGGCCUCCCUGAAAUUGGGACUUAGCCUGUUUACGACCAGCUUUUUCAUGCUGCUCGGUAUGGAGGAUCCUUUGAAAUCCAUGAAGUGCGCUGAGUAGGACAGAUCUAUGAUGGUGCGCUGCGCAGACCGAUGAACUCCUGAAAGUGCGCCGGUGCCUCUGCGCCCCCCGCCGAUCGCCGCUAUCGCUCUCCUGCCGUUUCUCGCCAAUAACACGCUGGUCAUGGCUCCGAAAUGUGACAAAGUUCACGGGUAACUUGACGGACGUUUAUGGUUAGUGAUAAGCCUGCGCUGUGCCAUUUAGCCUUGCAGGCCGAAUCGGGCAGAACCGGACAAAACGCGCAUUUACACCCAAACUGAAACCACUAUGCUGUUAAACGUCACGCUAGGUUACUUACGCGAAAAUAACAAAGACCGAGUGGAUUAUUUCGGAUUGAAAUCGCUGCACUGUUAUGGUGCAGCCCUGUGAGUAGCAACAGCAGCGCCCCAGACUUGUCGUCGGAGUCCCUCCCCUUCCCGGACACAGCACUCACUUCCUAGUAAGGUGAAACAAAUCAAUCCUCAUCUCCCAGCGUAUAUCCUCAGUGCGUUUUCCUCCCACGAAAACACACCACCAACCUUUUCUAAACAGCGAGAUAAAUUCAGGUUAAAGUCACAGCACGUGUUUUUUUUGUAAUCGCGCGUUUGUUCAGUUUGGCGUUUUAUUUUGGAGGGCUGCAGCCGAAACGCCUAGUGUCUUGUCCACAUGUACACCUGUAACCAAAGCGUGCACCAACACUCAAUUCUCCAUGUUUCACUCCGCACUGUUAUCAUCCAUCUUCACCUGUCUGUCAUUUUCUGGAAACAUCUAUCGUAAGUCAUGUAAGAGCUGCUAUAUUGGAUCAUUGCACCCUCGUCCCACCCCCAGUGGGAGCCGAACCUCCACCACCUCGUGCUCUGACAGAGCCACGCUGGAAUAACCUAAACCUGACAUCUGAGUUGUAACAAACUACUACUUGAUCAGUACUUUUUCUUUUUUGUGUGGUGUGAGAUACAUGCUCAUAUAAGUUUGAUUUUUAGUUCCAAGAGAAUCAUUUCUUUUGUCGGGGUUUGGGAUUUUUUUAAAGCAAAGAGAGAAGGAGAGAGAGAAGGAGAGAGGGAGAGAGAGAGAGGGGGGAAAACAAGACAAUUAAAAAGAUUGACAGGUAGGCUCCUCUGUCAGGGGUGACGCUUGUGGAGAGGGGAGGAGUAAAAAUGUAGCAGGAAAAGCCACUCGAUGCGUCUGUCUAUCAGUUGAGACUGUCUGAAACAGCUUCUGGAUCCACCGCGUUUCCAUUUUUUCUUUUUUGGGGAGCUCUCGAAUCAGUCCCUGGAGUUUUUUCCUCUCUCUUUUAGCCCAUUUAAAGAGACAAAUAUUUGAAUCCACGUCGACCUGAUCUGUUGUUAGCGAAGCUUGGAUGCGCCUGCGUCUUGUUUGUUUCCCCUCUCUCUCAAGUGAUAUCCUCUCCACCGCAUCAACCACCCCUCCAAAAAAAAAAAAAAAAAAAAAAAAAAAAAAAAGAGAGAAACGACUCCGUCCAAGAUGCGAUGAGAUGAGCGGUGGGAAUUAUUUCCACGACACUUAAAACGUAAGUAAAGAAAGAAAGCCUGCUCGUCCUGUUUAUUUUUUCAAUGGGAGAGACAGAGGGAAGGAGGGGAGGGAGGAAAAAGUCUCCGCCGGACUGGUGAGGCUGGAUCCGGGCUGAGGUGGCGUGGUGGUGACGGGACUGACAUUAACCCAUCUAAUGCCUGUCUAUCUGUUCUCCCCUCUCCCCUUUCUCUCUUUCAGGUCUCUGGCAAACGAAGAAGAGAAGGAAACACGAGGAUACAUUACCUAUUAGAGCAGUGCGCUGCACUCACACGGGACUUAUUUGUUUGCUCACCGCUAGAGUUUAUUUAUUUUUUAGUUUUGGUGUGCGUAAAAGGCGCAGCAAAGUCUCGUCCCCCUACGAACAGCACUGGAGAUUAGAAAGAUUUUUUUUUUCCAGGGGGGAGUGAACUGAAAACUUGGGUGCUUUCUUGCUGCUACUUCUUAUUUUUUUCACCCUGCCAUGGGAGACAUGAAGGAAGAUGAUCUUUGAUGGACACGGAGGUGUCAGGAGCUGGCCGAAUCCUUUCGUAAUUUUUCCUGCUCACUGUCGAAGCCGAUCCAGCCAUUAAGUCCAAAAAAGAGCAGCCACUUUAAAAAAGAGGACAUUUUUCAGCUUUGACUUCGAAACCUCCGUCCCCCGAUAAAACGGGAUGAUUUUUCCAAACUGUUAGACUUUGAUUUGCUCUAAUUCCUGCAUGAGAAGCACCGUGGAAAGUGACGGUCACUAUGCCGAGGAGAAAGCAGCAAGAGCCGCGGCGAUCAGCAGGUAUAACCCGCCCCUUCAUAGCGACCAUUUCCCAUCCUAGUAGCCAAGUAGUUUUUCUGCCCAGUGCCAAAUGAAAAUAUCAUCCUUUCUUUCACAGGCUUAAGUUUUCCUGCAUGCUGAGAUUUAUUUUACAACUCUGUUAUUCUAAUUUAAAUUGUUGUGUUAUUAACGCAGCGCGCAGCUCAACCUCUGACCCACGCUUGAGUUUAAAAUGUGAGUUAAUUGCGCAAAUGACGCACAUAUCUGCGCAAUGCCACUUGGAGAUUUCUUUUUUUUUUUGUAAAUCCUCCUUUGCCAGGAAAGUUCUCUUAAGAUUGGUGAGAUAAACUAAAUGGCAUGUUAUGGGGGAUAAAAGAGAGCUUUUGAGGUUCAAGAGUGAGUAAUGAUGAAUAAUUGACUGGGAAAAAAGGGGGAGAAAACUGGUGAGAGCCGGUUUUUCCCUUUCUUUCAGUUUUAUUAGAGGAUUGCCAUCCUUGAUUUGAUGCGUGAUUGAUCGCCUGUCAUGUGGCAGUCUUUGAUCUAUUCAUCCCUGAUAAACAUCAAUAAAUCCUUCCAUGAAGACAGGCAUGCCUCUGCGAGGUUUGAACAACUCAAACACACAACCCUCCUGUUGUUUCAACCAGGAAGCAAAAAAGCAAAAAAAAGAAAGUUGUAAUUUAUGGCAGAAAAUCACCUCCUUUUAUUUAAAGGGGAGGUACUAAAAGCAGAUGAAAGGAUGUGUGUAUGUUGAAUAGAUCAGAGGGGAAAUGUACCCAAACACUCUUUUAAUCAGGUGUUUGAUUCCACUGCUCUGCCUUUUCUUCGUGGAGAGAAACGCUGAGGUUUUCUCGCACUUUCCCAUCCAAAUUCUCCCCACAUUCACUGUAAGAAUCAGCCCAGUAAUGAAAUCAAUAUCCACUGCUGGAGGGGAGUAUUAUAUUUGCAAUGUGACCAACUGAUAAAACCAGGUCUUGGCAGACGACCGACAAGGUUGACUUCUAGUGGUUUGGAUUUGGACUCCCCCUUUUUUCCUCUCUCGUCUCCCUGCAGCCUUUAAACAAAUGUAAAUGAGUGACAGGGGUUUCUACCUCUGUGCUAAUGAGGCCGAGCCUUUGAAGUUAGGCAUUAACAACUGCAGCGAACAAAAGACAGUAACAGAAUUUUAAAGAGAUUCUGAAAUAUGAGGUGCAAAGCGGGUCGAACAGGAGGGCCAGCCGUCGAAGACUUUGAACUCAGCAGGUUUUUAUCAUUGAAAGCGGGGAGCUGCUGGUGAUGAUGGUGGUGGUGAUGAGGAUGAGGAGGAGGAUGAGAAGGAGAGUAGGAUGGAGAACAUUCAACCGGUGCUCGCUUUCGACUUCUGAUUUUCUUUUUUCCCCUCUUUCUAGAAAAGUACUUCAAGCGCAAUUUUUGGGCCCACACUCCUCAGAAAGGAUUCAGAUUUAGAUACUGAGCCUAACUUUACUUUUUCAAACGUGUGUAUGUGUGUGCGUGUGAGUAAGCGUGUGUGUCAUUUGUUGCUGUUUAGGCGAAAUAGCCCCAUGGAAAAGGUCAGCCUCGGUUCGAGCAGAGUGACUCCGCUUAGGUUCCUGCAUGUAGAUGGAGGCAUGAAAACAUGACAUCUCUGUGACCCUCCCUCCCCUCCCUCUUUUUUUUUUUUUAACAACACACUCUUCUCUCCCACACACACACACACACACACACACACACACUUAUUCACACACACAAACACACACACCAUUGAUCCGUUACAUUGUCCACUGAGUGCCAUGCACAUCAUGGCUUGUAAUGGUCAAUCACAGCUUGGCAGUCGGGAUGCUUUCCAUUCUUCCAUGAACAUGACAGUCGGUCAGAGAUAACGCCCUCCGCUACACACUCCCAACAGCAGCAAAUAACUAAUACACACCCUCACAUACACAGACACACACACACACAAACGCACGCUAGGCUAGCCUGAUGCUCCACUGGGAGCUGGUACUGACCUGUGGCUUCCUCACUCUACUGCUGCUGCUGCUGCUGCUCACAGAGGAAAUUGCUCAUGGUGUGACUGUGCAUGGAAAUCAGAGCUCAGACAAUUAAAACAACAAAAGCAGACUUGUCUCGACAGGUUUCUCUUUCAUUAUUUCCCCCUACCUUUUAGAAUAAUAUUUUCGAUGACGUAAUGUUUGCUUGAAGGCCAGAUCUGCACAGAAUAACCCACAACCCUGGUAAGAGCUACAGUCAAAGUUGGGUAGUUUUAAAAUGAGUAGUUAAAAUUUUACAGAUUAUUUUUUUCACUAUUUUUGCAGCUCAUUAUUAGAUGUCUCAAACCGAUUUUAAAUAGCUGUUUUUUUAUUUAUUUUUUGCUCAUUAUAAAUGUUAAAAUUUUCUGGAAAAUUGUUUUUGACGUAACAAAAAAAAUAAUUUUUCGCCCAAGCACUAAAUUCUAUUUGAGAAAGUAUUAUUUUAAAAUGUGUGUGCGGGGUUAUGUAUGAUUUUGAGAUGGCAGAACACUUUUUAUCCAACAUGUCACACUUUUAAAGUUCUUUUUUUCACUUCUCGUAAAUAGCAAAAAAAAACGUGAAAACCUAAAUCCGAAAGUGUGUGAAGGCAACACAUCUGUAUUCCUACUUGUCCUCUAUUACCUUGAAUUUAUUGUGCCCAAAUGCAUGCUUCUGUGUGUGUGCGUGUCAGUGUGUGUGUGUGUGUUAUUACACUUGUAGCCUCACCUCAUCACUCGUUUUAAAACUGGGGGCGGGGGGACUGCAGGGAAGGCAGGAACAAUUAAAAGUCAGGACGGAGUGACGCUGUCUUUCAUCCCAGGCAGGCUUAGAUAGUCUUACUCGAGGAGAAGCAGAUAAGAUAGUGGCUCUUAUAUCUAUGGUUAAUUAUGAGACAGACAGUGUGUACGUGUGUGUGUGUGUGUGUGUGGGUGUGGGUGUGGGUGUGGGUAUAGGUGAGGGUGGUGGGGGUAAGGUUGCUUCCCGUUGGCUUCAUUAGAGAGAGCCCUAAUUAUCUGUGGAGCUGAUGGAUUUGUGACAGGCCCUAACGAUUAAUGCUGACAAAUUCAGUAAGGUGUCAAGUCCGCAGCUGCCUUGAUGUAAUCAAGUUGAUAUUAUACAGUCCCCAUAGCCCCUAGUGCAGCACCAACUCAAUUUGCCUGUGCAGGUGACAAAUGGACUUUGCUACCUGACUAAUCACGUCAGGAGACAAUGCCAGUUAAUGACCUCGGUGAGCCCCCCCCCCCGUUCUCGCCACCCCCACCACAUCCACCCUUAUAACCUUGUAAUAAGCAGGCUGGACCAGCUACAGCACCUCACCACCAUUCCCUCGGGUUCUCUCCUUAUUUUCCUCACUUUGUUUUCACUUUGAAUCUGUUCAAUUAAACAGUCUAAUUUUGUCAAAGCGUAGCUGCGUUUCCUUCAAGUUCCUUUUUUUUUUUCACUCUCGUUAACAGUCGCAAAAAAAAAAAAAAACUGUCCUUUUUUUUUUAUUCUUUAAAUAAAACUGAUAUAGCUCGAGUUUGCUCUGACUUGAAAGAUGAGCUCUCUAAAGCGAUCCCAGCAACAGUUUUCAAAAACAUGUACAACCAGUGGACGUCUUAACACUUCAGCAUGUGUUGCAGCUCUGCUAGUAAAUCUCCAGCCCAUCAUAACACACUCUCCACGUACUAUUCUUGAAUGUCCUCCCUUCUCAGUGCUGCUGCUGCUUCUUCUGCAGCCGCCUGGGUGAAGGCCUCCGGUUUAUUCCGAGCUGGAGAAUCACAGUGCCCAGGGAUUAAUGAUUUUGCAUGCCCGGGGUAGCUAAGAUUACACAGCGACCUUUGUGCUCUUACUUGACGAUACUGUUAUGUGAUAUUCUCCCCUCGAAAUAAUCAGCAUGCUGAGAUUUAUGUGGCCCCCUACCCUUCUGUCUGCACACCGUCCUGAGGAGUGUUUAGCCUCUAGGUGUGUGUUGUUUUUCUCUCUUUGAAUGCUGGCGAAUUUGAAUACCCCACUCCUUCUCGAGAAUUAGAACGGUCUUGUUUGUUUCUUUUCUGAUAAAAAGUUAUUCGCUGCAAAGGAACUGGUGUGUCUUUGGCCUGAAAGUUAGAGCUGUUUACAACUUUGGAUAGCUUUAAGGCUGCUUAGCUUUAGAGAAAUGAAAAGUUAAUGUCAGAAACUGAUGAAAAAGUGUGUGUCUGUGUGUAGUUCUGGUGUGUUUGAAAGAGUGAGGCAGAGGCGUAGAGAGCAUGUGUGUGUUUGUAGCUUAGCGCUGGCCGGUGUUAGUUUUCCUGGAAUGAAUAACUUGAACGGGUGUAACGGUACCACACCGCGUUAGUCAUCCUCUUUAGCAAAGUCUGCCUUCAGACCCCCACCCCCCCACAGAAGCACGAAAACAACCUCCAACAGCCGCUGCAUAUAUUUCUCACCUCUGACUGUCAUAUCUGCUCACUAUUUCCAAACUAAACAAGAGACAACAGACUGAGCAGGAGCUCGUAUUGAUCCCAGCAGCCUGUUUUUAUCCCCUCUCCCUUGGUUUAGCUCCAUGUUUCCUGGGCAUUCCCUUUAGCGUGUGUGUGUGUUUAUGGUGGUGGGACUCGGCUAGAGGUUACGCUAAUUGGAGCGGUGGUGUCGUUAGCAGGUGGCAUCGAUCGACCUCGUCGAUAGCCACUUUUGCUCCUGCGCCACCCUCUGAAACUAUUAGUUAAAUUUACAUCGGGGAUUUGAAGCAGUCAAAGGUCAAACAUGCUCAGCUCGCUCUUCUAAUGCCUGGAGUCACUACAAGUGCCCCCAUGUCUGCGCCUGUGUGCGUCUGUGUGUGUGGUAUUAGCUUCUCGGUCGUCUGAAUUAGCUACGUCUAUUAGCCAUGUUUUUUUUUUGUUUUUUUUUGCACACAGAAAAUUCCUACAUUCCCUUUGAGAAAACAGUUUGAAGAUCAGCAUAAAGGCUUUUUAAAAUAUUGAUUAUCAGUGAAUGCAUAAUAUAAUCAAAUAUAAGGUAUUAGCAAGGUUUAAGCUGCAUGUGUUAAGCUUUUCCUGUUCCCACAGAUAAGGAUAUAUUUCACAGCACAGCAGUAAUACCCCUCCUCUUCUUUUUCCUCUCUCUUUCUUUCUGAUUCUUUCCGGGGCAUUCUCAACAAAAGCUGCCCUCAGGGCACGCUGCUACCAUCACUGGCAGUGUGUUACCCUCCAUACACACACACACACACACACACACACACACACACACACACACACACACACACACCAUCAGCCAUAAACACAGACAGUCAGACUGACUGACAGACACACACACACACACACACACACCUACACCUAAUGCUUAAGUGCAGCCAGCAUGUCUCUGUGGGAGGUCAUAAUGGAGGUGGCUUAGUAUGAUGGGAAAUCAUAUCAUUAAAGCAGCCAGAUGUGCUUUGUUGCCUGCCUCGCAGCACAUAAAAACAGCAGCAAGUCAUGGGAUCCAAAAGAGAGAGGGAGAAAAAAAUCUUAGUCUGAGAAAAUCAAGUCUGAAACAGAUAGAAAGCAGCCCUCUGGGACUGGGCUGACAAGCAGUCUUACUCCUGACUGCCAUAGAAAAACAAUUUCCCCCCAAAUAAAGAAUUUUUGUUCUCAUUUUUCAAUGUUGCAGCAGCAUAACAAACUCGAUUUUUUUUUUUUUUACUUCAGCCUGGACUCAAAGCUUUGAUAAACGGCAUGCUGUGUCUGUUAUCAGCUCUUUGUUAAGUGUGCUUAAUUACUAUGUAAUAUUUGGGUUGUGCUGAGUAAUUACAUUUUGUAGCGGCUCCACAGUGGGGGUGUAAGGCUUUUGAGCUCAUUAAUGGAAACUUGUUCAUAUGUUGUGUGUGUGUGUGUGUGUGUGUGUGUGUGUGUGUGUGUGUGUGUGUGUGUGUGUGUGUUUUUCCUUUUUGCUUUUAAAACUUCAGCAACAUAAUUUGAGACAUGAGAAAGAUAAGAGGGGAAGCGUUCAAGAGAAGUAGUCGUGCAACAUUUGAGGCACAAAAAUUGACAUCUUAAAUUUUCUUAAGUAAAGUAUUACAUUUGCCGAGGGUAAAUUUGCUCUCUUGAUCAGCGCGGUGCCUCCUCGAGAGGCUAUGGGAAAGUCUGCUGGAGCCAAAUUUAACAUGUUACUUCUAUCAAUAAAAGAUGAGCAAUUACGGAAUAUUUUGUCUAAUAAGUAUUUGAAUUCCUCAGCGCAGGGGGAAAAAAAAAAAAAAAACAUGUAGCUUACCCACUCAUUACAUCAGUUAGCACGGGGAGUGAGAGGCAGCGCUUUGAUGCCAACAAACAAACAAGACAAACGAGAUGGGCCCACUACAGAAGAGCAAAAGCCCUAUCCAGGGACACCCAACCCCAGCGCUCUCCUCCUCUCUCUCCUCCAUCUCUUCCUCCUCUCAUUCCUCCCCCUCUCUCUUCUCGUCUCUUUAACGUACCUCUCAUCUCUCCUCUCGUUUCUCGGCACUCCCUCUCCCUUUAUUUCUUGCUCUUUUCCCCUCUUCAGCGUGUUUCUCAUCUCACAUCCCCCUCUCUCUUCUGGGUAAAUACUCGCUCUUUGCCACUCAAAAGCAAAGAGAAAAGAGAGAGGAGUGCUGCUGCUGGAGGAGGGUGAAUGAAAAACGGUUUGAAAAAGUACUUUUUCUCUUAAAACUGUGCUUUUAUUUUUUCCUCCUCUGUCUGUCGGUUGUACCUCAUCAGAAAAAGUUAGGUGGAGUUCAUUGGAGGGAAAAGGAAAAGCUGAAAAAGAAGCAAAUGAUGGAGGAAAUAAACCCUUUUAAAGCAGCCUUCCUUCUUGCCAAAUACUUAAUCAUUGAAGUGCCGUUUGAAUAUGAAACAAAACUAAACAAAAUAUGUCUGUUUCACAGUCAGUCCAGUUAUUUAACACUCACGGAAAGAGUCAACGUUCAAUGAUUACAGUCGGCAUCAAGUUUAUCAGAAGCUUCAAAGAAGGAGGCGUCAAUAGUUGCGGGUGUCAGUGGGUGGAUGCAUGGCAAGUUGAGGGGUGGUGGGACGCUGUUGGAGGGUGGUAGGGGGGAGCUUUUAGGACGGGUAUUAGAGCUGACAGAUGAACAGGACGAUGGACAAAUUCUGCCGCAACAGCUGCGACUGCCGCCAUUAUCCUGACAGGUGUCAAUUAAGAAUUACUGCCCGGCCGGCCGAGCACCCCACCACUCACCCACCAACCCACCCAACUACCCACCCGCCAACACUCCCACCCCCUUGUCCAGCUGUCGGCGUGUGAGCGAAAUAACACUUUACCCUUGUCAGUGUUGUCACAGGCCCUGCAGCCCAGGUUCUCUUCUCCUGCUUUGAAACGGCAGCCAGCGGCAGAUGCUCGCUGGUCAAUUUACAGAUCGUGGUGCUGCGUUUGUAGGUAGAUCGAAGGGUAAAGGAGAGGCGGAGAUCCACUUUUAUAUUUUUGUGGCAGGUUUAACUUGGAUCUUUGGUUUGAACUCAGCAGUCCUAGAAUUAUGCAAUGGCUUAAGUAAGACUCUUCUAUCAGAUUAUAUCUAGCUUGUGGACAGUCAGUUUUAAACAUUUCAAAAUAAAAGGUUAAAAUAAGCUUUUACAUCUUUUUUGUUGUUAGAUAUUACCCUCUCGUACUUCCCUGGUCUGUGUGCGUGUCUGGGGUUGCAGUUGUGCAAACAGUGAGUGGCGUGUUCACCUUUAGCAGAGCGGGGCUGCGGACUAACCCAGAUCUCUUGACCCUCUGCUGCUCGCCUUGUUGGCUGACACAGGGCUGCUUUUACUCCACAUUGUAAAGUAGGGAGUCGAGGUCAAUGAGUGAGAAAAUGAACAGUUGCCAUUGCCCAUCUCCGAGACUCCCCACUUGUAAACCCCGCUGGCUGAAAAACACAUGUUUUUGGGGAGGGAAGGUUUCUCGCUUUAUGAUAAAGAAAAGGAAAUCAACGUGUGUGUGUUUGUGCGUUUGUUUUAUGUCAUUCAUUUUAAACAUAAAUCACUGCAGAGCCAUGCGGUCUAAUCGUCUAAGUGUGAUAGACAGUAUUACGUGUAUAAAAGUGGGAUUUUUCUGGCAGAAGUUGCGCCUGACACAAAGUUCACAUACCUGUAUUCGUAAUCAUAUACCCUAUAAUUUACCCCUAUAUACACAUAUGUUGUUUGAAUUUUAAAGUUAUUUUACGCUCGUGAGUCACACUGUUCUCAUCGUCUAGUUAUUACUUGGCGCCUGUAAUAAAUGCAGUUUUCAUUGCCGGCGCAGAAUAAACAUGAGAAGCUUCAAUCGGUGGAAGCAGGAAGCAAAAACAGCAACGUGAAAAAGCAACAUGAGAGUGAGCGCAGACGGCUCCCCAGGAAUACACACAUGGAUUUGCAUGUUCACUUGGGAGUUACAGUUUUGGAUUUCCUCCCUAGAAAUCAUUUGCCACAGAAAAUAACCGAGGAAGAUAAUAUCAGUGUUAUUUCGCUACUCCUGCUUUAUUUGCAUAUCUCUUGUUUUAAAUAAGGCAAGCCCUUGGAGUGAAAUUCAGUUUGUGUUUUUUUCGGAGCUUCACCUUUUUUUUUUUUUAUGGAAUAUGCCUCAACCUCUCUCCCUUUCUCUUUUUAUUUAAUUCUUUCUUUAGGCCUACCUCCUCUCCUCUCUCUGUCUCACACUGGCACUAGACUGCUCCGAGCGAUUAUCAAACCUGAGAAUAUUUUCCAUCCCCAUGCAAAUCACCCACCAUGCUCUCUUAUCAUUCCUGCUUUGCCCCCUCCACCACUACCACGCCACCACACCACACCCCAGCUACCCCAAACGGUUGUGUGUAAUCAAAGUAAACGGCAGCUAAAGCUAAAAGGGAAAUGCUCUUUGUGGAGAUGGAUGGAGGGAUUAAAUAUUAACCGGAUGCGGCUGACUUAAGGCAAGUGUUUUACAUAGCUGCUCCCGCUGUUGAUGCCGUGCAUUGAUCCCCUCGCCCUGGCGCCUUUACUUGUUUGGCUGCCUGCCGUUAAUUUUUCACCAUCAUCUCAGUGGCCAGGCCUUUGGAACAGAGAGGGAGUGAAUGCUUCACCCAGCCCCCCUCCUCCUCCUCCUCCUCCUCCUCCUCUGUGUUUUAACAGGGGCAGGUGAGAUGGAUGAUAGCAAUUUGAGAUUUUGUUUGUGCGUGUGAUCAUGGAGAUUGUUUUUGGUAUUACCAUGGUGUAACAAUCCCAGUGAUUAAUUGAGGCGAAUGCUCCGCUCGGAUUGGAUGACUUGGUUGAAAAACAGGAGUUUGUAGGUUCUCUCCACCUUCCUCCGCUCUUGACUCGUGAAUGUGGUGUUUAUCGGCUGACCUUGGAGUCCAACACUGCCGCCUUCUUGCACACGUACACACACACAUACGUAUACGCUCCCAGGGAUCCUGCCUCUGCACACUGCCCCUCUUGUCAUAUCGCUUCCUUCAUUUCCUCAUGCCUCCCUCUUCCUCUCCUCCAGCUGUGAUUAAAAGAGAAAAUCAAACCGCUCAAACCAAACUUUGGGCAGAAAGGAGACUAAACAAAAACAAAAUGGCUACAGUGGCUACUCUCUUCAUGUGGACGGACAUUAGCAGGAGGAGCGCUCCUCCAGUGGCAGCGGCGUGGUGUGUUUUCAAUAUGUUUGUUGUCCACAUGUGUAUAGCAAUAUCCUGUGGGUCACAGAGGCAGCUUGUUAACAGGGGGGGCAGCUCAUACUGGUGGUGUUUUAACAUCCCCCUUUCUCCAACCACACACACACACAUUCACUCACACACAAACACAGUUGUUGCACUGCUGCUGCUGCUGUUGCCGGCGUUGUGAAGGCCUUCUGGCAUUUAUAAAUGCACUGUCGCUCCUGUGGCCGAGCUGUACCCUGCAGUCGUCGUCAGACAUGGCCACCACUCAUCACUCAGCCCUAAUGAUGCCUUGUUUUCUCACCCCCACCCAAACCCUCUCAUGCACACAUGCAACCCCCCCCCCCCACCUUGGGCCGGAGUGCACAUCUGAAGAGGUCGUAGGCAGGUCGUGACCCCCAGGUGGUCUCAGUGUAGACGACUGCAGCACUUCUCAGCAUGUUUUUGUUUUUUCUCUCUCUCUGUUUCUCUCUCUCUCUCUCUCUCUGUUUCCCUCAGCUGACUUUAACCUCAAACAGUUAAAAGCUUUUUAAAGUGCGUAUCAAUAUUUGGGUGCUUGAAGCUGCAGAAAACUGACAUUUAUAAUUCUGUAUGGUGUUAAUUUGAAUAAUUUUCAUGCCACCAAAAAAGCAAAGUAUUUUCUGUAUCAAACGGAAAUACUCUGUUUGAAACAGAAAUAUGCUGUAAGCCAAUAAUCCAAUAAUAAUAGCAGCGAUAAUAAUAUUGAAUCUAAAAAUGUGGUUUGUCGUUUAAUCAAACAGAAAUGUGGCAUUUAUAAAAACACAGUUAAAAGAGCUUACCUGAGGCACUGUCAACAUUUAUGUUUUACUCUGACGGACAAGCUUUUUCUAAGUGGAGAUUUUUCCAGAUCUGUUUUUUAUGCAUUCAUGUCGACAUAAAAAAAGAAAAGUUUUGGCAAACGCUGACGUCAUUAUCUCAAUCUUUGUCUCUAUGUAUGGCACAUGCGCUGACAAACUGCUUGUUUACAGCUACUUCGUAUUGUUAAGUUAAGCUGCAUGUUCACAAGGAAACCAGGCUUUACUUAAUCAUUACACUGCGGCACAGGGGUGAAUAAAUACGUCAUUCUGGAUACAUUUUUAUAAUUCGCUACUUCGUUGAGAGAGCGCUCUUUAAAAUGACUGCUACCUCAUGAAGACGCUCGAUACGCAUGUCCACGGUGUUGUCCUUUGGUGCUCUGAUGUGACAGACUGAUCACACAUCAUCAUCAGAUGAUGGUCUGGCAUGAUCGUGUCAGAGUUUUAGACCAUUUCUGGGGAAAAUUCACAAAAAAACAAAGAGAAAAAAAAAAUCUAAUUUAAUCAACCUCUUCACUUGAACUGUUCAUAGUUACUUUUCACGGUAAAAGCAUCAGAUUGUAACCAGUAAGAUGUAUUAUUUUUGCCGGCGUUUGACUAUUCAGAUGUAUAUUUCUAAUUGGAUGUAUUUUAUUUUUCUCUGAACUACUCCUUUUAUUCCUCCUUUGUUUCUUGGAUCCUUACCAACUUCUCCUUCUUUCUUCCCUCUCUCCUCCCUGUGUCUUUCUGUGUCUCUCGCUCUUUUGCUCGCCUUUAGUCAAAGUAGCCCUGGUCCCCAUAGCAACACAUGGUGAACUCUUACUCAUUAGUGUGUGUGCAUGUGUGUGUGUGUGAGUGAGUGUGUGUGUGAAGCCCAGCUGAAUGGCCUGAAUCCUGAUCCUCAUUUCUGUGAUUUUGUACCACAUCCAUCCAUCACCUCGUCAUCAUUUUACCAAAGCCGGCUGUGUAACCGUCAGUGAUGAUGUUUGGACGUUUGCGUGAUUCCAAAUCAAUGUGUUUGUCUUCUGCUGGAGGGCGAAUAUCAGCGUGUGCGAGUGUGUGUGUGUGUGAGAUCACAUGAAGAUUGAGAGGCGACACUGGGAAACGUCCCUCCGUCACGCCUGACUCACACUCCGCUUUUUUUUUUUUUUUGGCUGUUAAAUCUCCAGAGUGCUGAUAACAGGUCAGCCGUUGAGAGAGGAACGAGAGGGAGGAGGGGUGUAAUGGGAGAGAGAGAGAGAGAGAUGGGAAAGAAAGAGGUAGAGCGAGGAAGUAAAAGAAUCAGGAUAUGAUCGUAGAGAGAGAAUAAGAAAGUGUGUGUGCUUGAGAAAAAAAAAAGGAGAUUGGUCUUCUUCAUGCUGGCUCACCCAUUGCGUGGGCGGCGCAUGGAGUGGAGAGGUCAAUGGGAUGCCGUGAUAGGCUAAUCUGCCAGGAAGGGAGGGUUAGGGCAGGCCUUUUGGGAGCAGCUCAUUGGCUGGACUCAUUUGCCCUGUGAAAUAAAAUCUCAUCGCGUCUUUGUUUUCAUUUUUUUUCAAACAUUUGAAGAUUGAUAGUGCGGGUAUUUGCUCUGAAAUAUCUUUGUGAGUGUGGAGACUUAUCUGCUUGCAUCUAUACAGUAACUCUGAGAGUGAGUAUGUAAGUGUGAGUGAGUGUGUGUGUGUGUGCGUUCUUGGUUCAUCCCAGUUCCCUUUGGGAGCAAAUGUGUGUGCACAAUGUUUCCAGAGCUGUGUGUGCUUGUCCUGCACUCAGACACAUGGAUGACAGAUGACCCAGUGGGAGACACCAGCCAUCCUGCCCAACCGGAAUCUAACCCCCCAAUCUCCACCUGCCCCCCUCCUUUGCCUACUAAAAAGUGCACACUUUGUUUACUUCCUCGGCAUUUUGCCAUAAAUCCUGGAUCCACCUCCUAUGUGGCGUUGCCCCCUUUUCCUCGGGUUACGGCUUUGUACACGAUCAUAAUAGCUGCGUCACAGUGAGUGUGUGUGAGUGUGUGCUAGAGAACAAACCAGCCGCAACCUGGCUGCAUGCAUGCCUGUCUAAGGAGGAGGAGGAGGAGGGGGGGGGGACUUACUGGACCAGAGGAAACCUAAAUCCUCAUAUAAAAAGGCCGUGCACUCAGCCCAGGCCGAGGGAGGGAGGGAGGGAGGGUGGAAGAGAGAGGGGGACAGAAACAGGCAGGGAGAGAGGGAGAGAGAGAAGGGAAAAAAGUUGAUUUCCUUUUUCAGCAGAGCCAUACAUCACAGGGCCUCCCAGCUGCAGUGUCACAAGCUGACAGAAUGACAUGUGUCAUUUAUCAAAGGGGCCAGGCGGGGGCCUUGGGAAACGUGCACCACAAAGCCUGAGAGAGUUCAUUCCAACGCUCAACCCUCCCUCCCUCCCUUCUUCCCUUCCCUCCCUUUCUCCCUCCCUCAUCUACUACUCCCUCAGCCCGCCCCCGCCGUUCACUCUCCUCCUCGUUUUCUCUCCUCUUCACCCCCCCCUCGCCGCCGCCGCCGACUACCUCCACCCUCCCUGCUCACUUUGCCUGGUGCCAAAAAAAAGGGCCCUGUAAUGUUUUCUGUCUUUGCUGUACUUACACACACCUACCUGAAUGUGUGUGCGUGCGUUUGUGUGUUUGUUAAUCUUCAUGGCUGGCACUUUGAGCGCAGGUACUUUCUAUACCUUAAAGCCAAUGUCAGACCAACUUUGAAGAAAAACGACAGGAAUAAAUUACGUUUGGAAGCGUUCAAACUAGCUACAAGCAAACAGAUCAACAACAUGUAGCCAUUCAUAAAAUUGUCAAACAAGAAUGUUACUUAAAUUUUGGACCCUUAUGUACAGAACCGUUUUCAGUUCAGUCUCUUAAUCUUGCAAUUUAGACUUUUAAAGUUUCCCUUUUGCUUCACUGUAAAAAGUUUGGUUGUGAUGUUGUUGAUGUGGCUAAAAAACAGUAUUUCCCUGCUGUUCCUUUGGCCUUGUUAUCACAUAGCUGCUAACUUCUACCCCAUAACAUGCUUUACUUACUAUGCUGUCAUUCAUUUCAUGUCCGAGUGGCCUGGAAACAUUUAUACGGUCACACACACAUACUCCAUACCUGCUACUGAAGACUUGUUUGACGGAGAGAUUACAGCUUUCGGGCCUACAGUCGGGGGUCUGCGGGGUCACAGCACUGAACGCUCAGGGCCCAUUUAAGAACGCAUUACGCUGCAGAACAGCUUGUACAUAAGGACGCCUGUUGUAACCGACGUGUCAGUUACAAUAGCAAGCUGUGUCAGUCUAGUCAUGGCAUGCCUAUCCACAACUUUCUGUGUUAACGUCUUACCUCACCGCGUGCACUCCAUCUCCAGCUUCCUCUCAUCCAUCAUCGGCUCACCUUUCAUCCCAACCCCUCAUCCACCCCCAUCAUCAGCCACAGCGAGGGUUAACUCCAUCGCAGCCACUUCCAGAAUCAAUAAACUAUCUCACCUGCGCUCCAGACCCUCCCUUUACCAUGUUGAAAUCAGACGUUGAGAGAGGCAUUAGCGGUAACACUGUAAUUUGAGUCUUUACGUGCGAUUGGUCGCAGGAAAAAGCCUGUGUCUCCUCACCUCGAACUAUUUUGUUUUAAAUACAUUGUCUUUAAAAAUACAUCUAAAAUAAAAUAGUAUAAUAGGGUAUAAAAGACGAGGAUACUCAAGGAAAUACUAUCACAUUGAGUCAAAUAUCAGAUAUUUCUCUCUGUGGGAAUUUCAUCUUAACUAACGACAAAGAAGAACCUCUUAUCUCUGUUGAUUUGGUCCUGUCUCUGCUGGUUUCCCACAAAAUAAUCUUACCCUGCUGUUUUUACUGGUCAAAUGUGUCACUUCUCAGAAAAUGUAAAACGGCUAUUUUGGAAAUUUCCUGCGUAUUGGUUUGACUGACCUCUAUCCUGAGGCAUCAGUUUCGGACAAUAAAAAAUGUCUUAAUGGAGUAGGACAUUUUCCAGAGUGACUCAUCUCCCAGUGGUUUUAAACAGGAAUUAGAUUUUCAACCAUUUGACUGGUCUGCAGAUUAUAAACACUCAGUCAGAUUAAGAUUUACACAACACAGUGAGCAAACAAUUUCAAAUGGGUUUACCCAGAGUGGCUAACAUUAGCAGAGCUAGCACCACCAGCCUUUGGUUUACUUGCUGGUUAAUAUCCACAUGCCUGUGCAGGAUAUGCGUUACUCUGGUGGAGUGGUUUUAUGCAAGCUUGACCAGACGCAGCCUGCACACAAACUCACCCUCUCUUGAUCAAACUUCUACCAGUUUGCGCUACAAGGUGCAACAGUAAGAUAGGGUGACCAUCUCUUUUUGGGGGGCUGUUCGGCCUUUUCCGGGGGAGUUUAUAAAACCCUUCAAAUGUUGUAGUGUGGACUCACGAAGUUAGGAGCACGUAAAAAACUCUCAACCCGACCUGAAAAACCCUCAAAAUUUUGCGUGUGACUCCGCCCAGCAUAGCAGUGUCCUCUUUUUGGGGAUUCAGAACACUGUCACCUUAAGUAAGAUGUUUAGUCAGUUUAACACACACACUCCUAAUGUGUAAACAGACUGUGUUGUCGUGAAUGGUUUGGUUUGCUAUGAAAGUUCAUUUAGGACGUUUCAUAAACAGUUAAAAACUCCUCACAUGAGCUUUAAAUCUAAAGGAAUUUUUCCAAAACUAAAAGAUGUGAUUGAAAGUGAUUUGAAUCUCUAUUUGAAUGUGUCAAAAAUUAUAAUUGAUGUCAAUAUACUUUGUGCAAAGAAGCAAAGUUUUCGUACAUGCCAGGGAUUUCAAAUAUAUGAAAUUUACUAAACAGAGUAAAACAUCUACUUAACACACUGAGACCCACCAGGUAAGUGCAGAUCAGACAGAAUGAGAAGCAGCAGAAAAACUUUGGGUGGAAUUCUCUGUUUAAUAAUUAAAGAUCCAACUCAGUGUAAGCAGACAGAGAGAGCGAGAGAGUGACUGAGGGGGAGUAGAGAAGGAGCGAGGUAGUGGGGGAACCUCCUGAUAGUAUAAUGUUUCCUUGCUUUGUCCGCGGGGGUUAAAAGACGUGGUACAUCAUUAAGAGGAAUAUUCAGUGGCGGUGUCACUGAGGGGUGACCCUGCUAACAGGUCAGGGAUAGUUCACUCUCAGCUCGCUAAAUACUACCCAGCCCCCUUUCCCCUACACCCACACUCAUAGGUAUGAGAGUUCAGUCACACAGUGGCCAUUUUGACAUCCAUCUUGCCUUUUAUGUGCUGCAAAAAAAAAAAAGGGAUUUGAAGAGGAUGAGCUUUUUACUAAUGCUGUUAUAAAUCUGGAAGAAAACAAGACUGUGAUAUUUGCACAGUUUUGCUACUCUUUUAAAGGAUAUUUUGGCAUCUAAGCUUGUGUUGAUGCUAAAUCCACAUGUGUAUUCAACAACUUCUGUGUUUAUAAGGAGAUCAAGAGCGAGAAAAGUAGCUUUGAGAUGUGGGGAAGCUCGGCGUUAUCCCUGUUACAUGAUUACAUCAAUGAGCGUCCUCUAUCUCGUCUCCCCCUCUGCUGUUCAGCCUCUUCCUCUCCUGUCUUUGUCUUUUCACCUCCUUGUGUGUGUGUGUGUGUGUGUGAGCCUCUUUUCAUUCAUCUUCAUAAGCCUCAUUUAUUUUUUGCAGCCAGAUGUGAGCUGACAGACAUCACUCAGUUUGCUCCCCCCCCUUCAAGCCGCCCUCUCUCUCCAUCGGCACCCUCGAGCCCCUCCAUCCCCACACCCCACCUCGCACUCGCGCUAGGAGGUCAGGCGAGCACCCCCAACCCCUCCCACCACCAGCAUCAGCAUUACAGAAGAUGGAUGUGUCUUUAAAGCAGAGAUUGAUUGUGGAUAUCAGAGUUAUGGCGCCAUUCAUCACGGCUGAUAUUAUUCAGACGAGCCGGAUUGAACAAGGAGGUGGGACUCCUGAGCCCAUGGGUGGGUUCUGGGUGGGGAGGUAGGGUGGGGGGAGCAGGAUGGAGGAAGUUUAAUAGAUUGUAGAUGAGAGUGUGUGUCACUUUGCUGUGUGUUUAUGCUCAUGUACGUGCUUGUACCUCAGUAAGUCGGCCUCUCACGGGAAUUGUGGCAUGUGUCUGAGUGUUUCUCGUCUUUAUUCUUGUGUUUGUGUGUGUUUGUGUGUGUGUGGGUGUGUGUGUGUGUGCGUGUCGCUGUCUGCAUUGAUCUCCAGUGAUGUGAUCCUCCUCCAGAGUCUGUUCUCAUCGGACUCUGAUUUACGGCUUCAUUAGGAUCCCCAAACCACCUCCUUUUUCCUUUUUGUCUCCCUCUUUUGGGCCAGGUCACUCUUGAAGACGCUCACACGCACACAAACACACCCGCACACAAAAACACACACACACUCUGUUUUGGGAUUGCUGCGAAACCAAAAGACUUUUCAUCCCCAACACUUUGUAUAGUUUGUUUCUCUUCUGUGUUUGUCAUCUUUCUGAAUAAUCUCUUAUUAUUCACCGAGGCUCAGCACCUCAUUGUGCCCCAAGAGCUGAAGUGCUGUGGCGGUUUUGGAAGGUGCUCCUGCGCCACCCCCCCCUCAACCCAGCCCCCCCAAAAGGCAGCCCCCGCUCCACUGAAAAGAGCCCUCAUUGUGUGUGCCGUCUUUUAUGGCGCUGUCUGAAAGAGAGGGAUGCACUCCAGUCGGCAUUCAAAUGCACGUGGUAAAGCAGCCAGCCGAGCAGGACAAACACCACAGGUUGUAAACGCUUUGAAAAGGAGAGAGUGUGUAGAAGUGUGUGUGUAUAUGUGUAGACGUGUGAAUGUGAAUGUGCACAGACUCUUGACUGAAAGGUUUUCUCUCCCUUUACCUCCACUUUUUCUCUCCUGUGAUACAGUUCGCCACUUACUUUCCUCCUUUUUUAUUCCGUCUACCUGUCUCUGUAGUCGCCUGGAAUGACUUUGCUCAUCUUCCUCUUCCUCCACUCAGAAAAGAACCUCAAAGUUUUACUGCUCGUGUUUUUAAAAUCCCUCCCCUCCUUCCUCCCCUUCUACCAUUAUCAGGAGUCAAGUCAUGCAGAAAUGUAAAAAAUAAGAAGGUAAUCACACUUUGUGCUGGUGCUUUUGUCGUCAGCCCGUGAUGGAAAUGGGUCUAAAUAUGAGAUUAGAACCUGCCGCUGACUGAUGCUAUUAGGCAGAUAUGCCAUAGACUUUACUAUCUCCCAUGAAGGAUUAGCGCAAAUUAUACUGGGAGACAGGCUUGAUUUCUCCUCUGCCUGGCUGGAUGUGGGCAUUUGAGGCACUCUAAGUUGACAGCGUCUGUCUCUGCUUAGUUCUCCGAGACAGGUUGUGUGACAGCUGAUGCCAGGCGAGGGCUUAAAAAGUGUGUAUGUGUGGGUGUCUAUUUGUGUGUUGGACCACGUUUGGUCUGUGUGUGUGUGUGUGUGAGAGAGAGAGUAGGAGAGUUAUAAACUGACAGGCGAGUGUGUUUGAAUGUGAUUGCACGUCAAUGGCGUUUUUUUUUUUUUCUCUUUUUUUUCAGGAAACAGGUUCUCUUUGAGGAAGGUGACAAUUGGGAAAGGCUAAUUUUAAGCUCAGUGGCUUCCUCUUUAAUUCUACACACUCUUAUCUAGUUUUUAAAUAAAUAAUUAAACUGUCUGCGAGACUGUCCAGGUGACGCUGUUUUGUACCUAUGAAUAAGUAAAAAAGCCGGUGAGACAGCUGACCAGGUGCAGGAUUUCAGUGUUUAAACACAUCUGAAGAAAAAAACGCUGAUAAAACACAACCUGGAUAAGAAAACACAGACGUGUAUCCUCGACUUUAUUGCUGCACUUUGCUUCAGGAAGGUCCGUCCUAACAGGAAACUGAUGCCAUCAAUCAUGAAGUGAGUAAUCUCAAAGUUUGAUGUUGAUACAACUGCAGGAAGGUGGCCGAGCUCUAUGUUCACCUCUCAGGAAUGUGGGGAACAUGCAAAUACUCCCGGUUUUAGCCCUGCUGUCUCCUCUGGGCCUGCUGAUUUAGGAGGGUGACAUGUCCUUUAAUGUUGGGCAAUAAACUGGAGGGGUAGAUUUAUAGGCCUAAGCCUCGUCUCCCCCCCCAAUGUGUCCGUCCAUUGGCUCCUAUGAAGACAAUAAAUGCUCCGUCUAUAACGUGUCUACCUAAGGUGUUUGCAAAGCUACAGUUGGAGCUUUGAAAUAGCUUAUGCUUGGCCCAGAAAAAGCUUUUUUUACUUGGUAGCACUCGUGGAUCCUCAUUCAGAAGUUUGGAGCACCAACAAAACUAUUCUAUAUACUAUAAAUCAUCUCCACAAGCAACUUCAGGAGCUUCCAUCUUGUAAGGCCUACAAAAGAAACCACUUAAAAUUUCCUUCAGUUCUAGGUUCUGAUUCUAAGUUAGUUAAUUCUGUCUCAUGUGAUGAUGAAGCACAACCAAAAGGAGUGGAGGGGUGGGAAUCACUAGUGGCCCCACAAUAUGAUAUUAUCAUGAUAUUUGGGCCACAGUACGAUAUUACUGCGUUUUUGAACAUUUUGCAAUAUUACGAUACCAUAUGUUGCGUUUUAUACAAUUUUUUUCAACUGUUUAGCUAUAUUAGCAUUUGCCUUUCCUUUAUGUUUGUCUUGUUUACACAGUAUUUGAUUUUAAUGUAGCACAUAUGUGUCAGGUCCACCUCAUUGUGCCCUGCUUGCAUUCCCCGUGUCUUUCUCCAGGUGCUGCUAUAUUUGUUGUACUAACUUUCUCCUGAUCUAUGAUGUCCCGUCUGCCAUCCUCACUGUAAAAACAGUUGAUUCUAUUUUUCCAGUAUCCAGUAUUGAUUUCAUAUUAGCAAUUAUUUAAUAAAGUCAAUACUGGAUACGUUAUAUCACCAGACAAAAUAUCCUGAUAUCAUGCUGUAUCGAUUUUUUUUCCCACUCUUAAAAGAGUAAUUGAAGGCUAAUAUUGAAGAACCUAAAACCACAGAUGCCUGGGUUAGGGUUCAUCAGGGUUUGCCUGGAAGCACCGCUGACAUAACUGAUAGUUGGGCACACUGUAGUCAUGUGUGUGGAGGCUUAAGGAUCGCCCCUUGGUACGUUGACUGAAAGUUGACUUGACUCAGCCAAUAUGGUGACUACCACCAACUGGCUUCAACGCCCUGCUUCAGAAACAAAUAGGUGACGACACCAACACUACGUCCUACCAUACAGUCUGUGAUCUGAACACUGCUCCUACUAAUCAAUCACAGGCCACUGUAUCAGCAGACAUUUUAUAGCUGAAUUUUCACCACAACACUUAGUAUUUUAUUACUUUCCCAUAUUUUCCAGACUAAAUUUUGGGAAGCAUAUGGAACCAAGAUGCUUUCAAUUCCAAUUUUUCUUUUGGUUCAUACCUCAAAGCUUUGUCAUAGCCACACAGAAGUUUGAUGGGAAGGAAUUCCUCAAGUCAACUUCAGUUUAAGAAAUGUUGUGGUCCUGGCCAACUUCAGCAGGCUAUUGUCAUUCUGGGUUAAACCUUUUCUGCAUGUAUUCAGGCACCUUAAAGAACAAAGAUAUUUCCUGCCCUUUUUUUCCCCUGACAAAUGAAGGAAAUCAACGUCAUUGUGAUUUCUGCUGGUGGGUUUCACUUCUCUUGGAAUUUGUACUUGAAACACACAAAAACGCACAACAGUUCUCCUCCUGCAUAUUUAAAAACUGGCAGACCUCCUUUUGAUUCAUCUCAUCCUUACAAACCCCGACCCUCAGAUUUCUGCUCAGUCCUCCCACUCGCCCUCCUCCUCCUCUUCCUCUCUGCUCUCUUCCUCCUCCCUACUCUGCGAGCUAGGAUGCACAGUGGUGCGCCGCUAUGUCAGCAGGAUUGAAACAGGUCAGAGUGUAGAGUGACUCAAAUAGGUGUAGCAUCAGACUGAUAUAUACAGUACUGUACGCUUCCUGAUAUUGGCUUUUUGUUGGAUUGAGGCCAGAGAAGACUGCCCACCUCUUGUAUGAUGUAGCCAAGAUCGACUAUAGCAGGUGAAUAUAGUGUUAGUUUUGUUUUUAUUUCAGGUGGCUGACCAGAAAAUGCUCUUCAGUGAAAUGUAGGAGGAUUUACUCACCAACAUAUGUCUUUAAAAAUCAGUAAAUACAAGUUUCAUAGCAGGAUUCAAAAGCCGUUUGAUCAAUAAUAAUGCUGCUUAUUUGGCAUUUGAGAGGCUUUUGGGAUUGCCUGGGGAUGAAAUGCCAUUACACAGCGACAUGGAUAAGAUUAAUACAACAUUUCACAAGUCAUAUCUGUACAAGUAUCAGUUUCUAAAGGUAUCCUUAUCGGUCUCCUCUGCACAGGAUGCUCUAAAUCAGUCUCAUCCUCUCCCCAACACAGUUUGACUGAUCUGUCCGAGGCCUAGUUUGCUGCUGCCAGCAUGGGACUGGAUGUUCGUUUCUCUAUUUAUUUCCAUGGCUUGUGCGUUUUUCCCCAUAUAAAGACAGUCUAUGUCCGACAGUGUCACAGAGUGAUGGAUUGCAUAGUCUUCUUCUCUCAGGAAGAGUAAAGAAGGGGGAAGGUGGGAAGGAAAGAAGGAAAGAAUGAGUGAGAGAGGGGAGGAAGCGGAGUGGUGCGGUGCAGCAGUGAAGGACAUGGCAGCUUAGCGCUGGCCAAAAAGACUGUGCUGAACACCUGCUCCUGUCUCCAACGCCCCUUCAACCUCCUCAUUACCUGUCAAUCUAUCACAAGGCAGCCAGAUCAAAUGUCUGCAGCAGCCAGGACUCGCACAGGGAGGGAAGGGAGGGGGAGGAGAGGGGGGGAGAAAGCGGGGAAAGAGAAGGACAGAUUGCAUGUCUGGGAGUGCAGAAAAUGAAGGGGAAGUAAAUGAAACAGCUGCGUGUGCAUAUCGGAGAUCUGUUGAUAAUUUGGAGCAAACUUUGUGCAGAGUGCAAUUACUUUUAAAACUUCUGGAGGGAGUUUGUUUUGUUGCUAAAUUAAUCCCAGUCAGGUAUAACUUUACCAAAAAAUGUGGAUAGAGUUAAAAGUUAUGGGUUACUUAUCUGAAUUUAAUUUAGCAUCAGGAAUAAAAUCCUAAACUAAAAUGAGAAGAGCUUCACUGUAGUUGUAGAAAGAGGUCAUUAUACUGACAAAAGAACUUUUUAAUUUGAACACGAACCUUUACAUAUCAGCUUUCCAGAGUGUCUGUUCCUGCACAGCAGUGUUUAGACCCGCCCUACAGCACCGUUUGGCCUUUGAUUGGCGCCUCUGUGUAAAAGAGGUGAAUCAGUGACAGACAAGCCCCUCUGUGGGGAGGCGGGGCCUGUAGUUUCAGAUUACAGCCACAAUGCUGCCAAUGUGUACCUCUGUGUGUGUGUGUAUGUGUCUGUGUGUGAGUGUGUGGCAAUAGAAAAACAAUAUACUCACAUUUGUAUAUAUGCAGAUGUGUCUUUCUAAGAGUGUCCCUGCAUAGAUUGUCGCUCCUCACGUUGUCAGGCAUGAUUUCAGAUUGUGCUCAUCGUGUGUGUCGUCUGCAUGUGUACAUGGUUUGUGUUCUUUAAAAAGGCAGAUAAAUUUGAGCUCAUCAAGGUGCAUUAGCGCACACAUGACCAGCCCCGGCCCUCUAUUUCUGAUCCCUUUCACUCCCUACUGCCUCUCCCUCUCUUUUUUCUCUCCCAGUCUUUCUCAAGCUCUCUCGCCCUUCUCUCUCUCUUUUAGUGUGUGAGCUGUGGUGAUUUACGGUAAUUAUCCAUCGUUGGGUCAUCUAUCAGGCCGGCCGUUGCUAGGAGAUGGAAGCAGCUGCUGCUGGCUGUUGUCUUGUCAGGGAUAGUGCAUGUGUGUGUGUUUGUGCGUGUUUGUACACACUUGUGUGUAUGUGUGCGUGUUGGUGGGAUUUGGGUGAGGGUGCUUUGCAUGUGUUUGUGUGUUUGCUCUUGUGCGUCUGCUCAUUGGUGAUGUGUGUGUCCAGGUGAAGUGGUCCAUCCUGAUGUAGGGAUUUAAAAGCGCAGGUGUUGUAGCGGAGAGAAAGAAGCAAAGGAGUCGAUGGAUGAAGGGAGGGAUUAUGGGCGGGAGAGGGGCUUAGGUGAGGGUGGGGUCAGAGGUUGAAGGAGGCCAGGUGGGAUUUGUGUGUGUCUAUGUGUGUGUCAAGGGGUUGGGCAGUUUCAGGAGCACAGGUGUGUAUGUGUUAGUGUGUUUGAGUUUGUAUGUGUGUGUGUGUGUGUGUGUGCAUGUGAGUGUGUGAUGGACAGGGGAGCUGGAUGAUAAAUUUAUCCCAGCAGAUGGAAGUUGGAAGAAGUCGGGCCUUGGGGAGUAGUUUUAGUGGCUGUGAAAAUUGCAAGAUUGAGUAUGUGCGCAUGUGCGUGUGUGAGAGAGAGAAUCGAGGGGUGGGGGGCUGGGGGGGGUCUUUCUAUUUCCAUUGGCAGGUGAUCGACACACAGAUGGGUACUGGUUUAGGUCCCUGCUGUGGGGCCUAUUUCUUCUCAUUUUUCCGUCGUAAAGCACGGUAACCUAUUGUGUCAUAGACGUUUCAAGUUACACGCUCCACGGACGCCACUAAUGUUAGAGAAAACAUGAAUGCGCCGACCCCCACUGCCCCCCACAAACACACACACUUACAAGCAUUGAAAGGUCAACCUUUAACACUAUACUGUCGUCUUAACACUGCGAUCAGCCAACACACAAGAGGGAAUUUUCAAAGUAAGUGCAGGAACAUUAUCAUCACAGCUGACAUGGAGCUUUGAGAUUGUCGAGUGUUUACUGCGGCUGUUAUAUAAGCCUCAGAGCCAGAACUUGGAGAACAUUUUAAUAAUAUUUACAGUCUACUAGCUAUUACCACAGGUGUCUAUUGACAUAAAAAGUACUUUAUAAUAAGUUAAAAAUAAACAAACAUGACAUAUUGAAUAACUACCGCACUGUGCCAAAACCCCAGGAAUCCAGGGUGUUUUUUUCUUACAAGGAUCUGAAUCAUAUCUUGAGCUGAUAGGAGAAUUAUUUUUAUGCCUGAUAACAAGACAGAUACUGAACAGAAUAUCCCUCAUACAAAUAUAGUACUGGUUCCCAACCUAGGGUACGGGACACUCUAGAGGGGCGCAAGAGAUCUCAAGGGGGCGCAAAGCUCCAUCUGUUCUGAGGUUAUCAAAAUUCAAAUUGCACAUACUAACUAAACACACUGUAAUAUGGUUAUUGAAUAUUAAGAAUAGUUCUGUCUGUGGAUGAAAGUGUUAAAACUAGAGCUUUUUCUCACCUCUUCCAGUAAGAACAUUAAAAUUAAUCUUUAUUAAUUCACAGGAAUACAGAACUUUUUUUUUUCAGUAAGGCCUCUGAGAGGGGGCUCUGCCUUUCUGUGGAUAAACUAGUGCAUUGUAAUGUGCUCAGAUGUGUCAUAUGUUAAUAACACAGUUAAUUAAAAAUCCAAAUAAGACCCUAUGCCAUAUAUAAAAAUACAGUAUGUGGAGUAUAAAGCAUAAAAACACUGGUAAUAAGUAUUAAAGUAGUCCAAAUCCAGAAACCAGAUAUCCAGAUAUGACAUUUUAUAAUAUUGUUGUCAGACCAUAUCCGCUAUGGAUCUGAUCAGAUAUGAGUCACACUUAAAAUAUCAAAGCAAAAGCAUCCACAGAGUCUGAUUUUUUUAUGUAGUUGUUUUCUUAGGGUGAUCAAUUAAACAAAUCUCAUAAGUGAAGCUAUUUGCAAAAUUGAUGGUAAUGCUAACAGUAAAAUAAUUAAUGUUGCUAACUCAAUGUACAAUUAAGAAAUCCAAAACUUUAGGAUGGUCUCAACAAGGCUGCUGAUAGAGGAGCCGGGGCAAGUUUACGGAGCUUUUCUUUUCUUAACCUGCAGAUGUGUAAAGACAGCUGGAUUUAAGCCACACGUCCAUAUGAGCCGCCGUAACUGUAAAUACAGCCUCCACUCUCAGCUCUCCAUACUGGUCUAAUUAGCGCCAGUUAGCGUUUGUCAUUGCGUUUAGGGGUGAAGAUUAGGAACACCUCUCAAUUAAUCUGCAAUCAGCCUGUUUGUUAAUUAGCUAACCUGUUCUAAGUGGCCUUCAGGGCUCUUGUGUAAUUAGCUAAGCUGCUGGGAAGCAGGUCUGUGUGUUGACAUUGACCUAAAGCACACACACACACACACACACACACACACACACACACACACACGAUACAUGGGCGCACACGCACACACUCAAGCGGUUAUAUACUGUAAAAGACACACAGAUGUCUCCAGUCAUGGUCAAGAGGGACAAGAACCCCUGGCUCUCUGUAAAUUACGUACAGAAACAAACGCACCUCCUGUGCCUGUUUGCUCAGACAAAACAAAGGCUUUAACACACACACAUACGCACACAAAUACACACUUCGUUACAUACUUUAUAGUUGUCGCGAGUGUGCCCUGCUCAUCCAAAUAUACAUAUUUGCACAUCGUCACGCUCGCAGCGAUACACUUCCGUUGAUUAUUCCUCCCUUCACUCUCGACAAACCUGCAUCCCUCAAAAGCAUUCUUGGAAAAGGCGGGAGGGAAAAGAAAAACACAUACUGUACUCCCCGUGCACGUAAAAAAAAAAAAAAAACUCUUUUGAACAUUUCAUCCUUUUCAAGUGCAACAACAUCCCAACCAAAACGAACAGCUUCUCCAUUGCUGUGUCGAAGCCCUUUUUUUUCUUGCUCACUUCAAAGCCAUUUGUUUACUCUGCUGCCUCCUGACAUUGUCUGUGGUAAUUAAAGGAGCACGCUGAAAUUUAUGGUUUAAUUAUACAGGCCUUGUUAUGCAGAGAAGACCAGGAUGGGCUGAUAUGCUCAAUAAAAAUAAAUAAAUUCCAUACGGGGGUUUAUUGAACCCGCGUUUGCACGGAGGGCGCAGUUGUUCCAGCCACUCAGGUGUGUGUAUGUGUCAUUGUGUUUAUGUGUAUGCAUAUGUGUGUAUAUUUAUUUAUGUAUUGCCUCACAGGACAGCAGCAGAAGCAGCAGCUCAAUGCAGAGUGUGAGUGGGUGAGAAUGAAAUUGAAAAAAAAAAAAAAAAAAAGCCAGAUGAAUUGCAAUCGAUUGGCGCUGGUUCACUGUAUUGAUCCCCCAGCAUGUUAAAGGCUGCUGUACUCCAUGAAGAACACUCAGUCAGUCACUGUGCCCCCUCCAACCCCCCAAACCCCCCUCGCCCUCAUCCACCUCUUCACAAACUAACACACGGCUGCAUAUACUGUAAAUGUCUCUCUGUGUUGUAACUGCGUGCGUGUGUGAAGAGUGAAUACGAUAGUGCGAGCAGCCCCAGCUCUGGUUCGAGUGUGUGUGUAUGUGUGUGCGUGUGUUUGGUUUUGUGCGUGCACAGUAAUGGAGAGUGAUCUUGGCUGUGGCCCACGAGCUGCUUCUCUGAACUGAUCUUUGAGUUGGGUAUAAAUAGCGCUUGCUCUAUAAAUAAAACAGCAGCACCUUUCACACUCUCUCUCUCCCUCACUUACCCACACACACACACAAAUAUAUAAACACACACAUUUAAACCUGCCUACAUUACUCUUGGAUCUUACACCUGCUUGUACACUUUGAUGCUUUGCAUCAUAUGCAAAAACAGCAACUAUCCCUCCAGUAAGUACACAGAUCAUUGUGUGGAGGUCAGACAGAAGGAUGUUUGUGGGACAUAUUGAUUUAUGAACAUGAGAGCGUGGCCUUUACCAGCUUAGCACUGGUUACCUGCUUGACCUCUGAACCCUCUGUACCUUUCAAAACAAUAAUCCAGUUAGAUUAAUUUUUGAUUACAGAAAAGCACACAUAUUUGGGUGUUUUUUCUGAUCUGGUGUGAACAAGCACAGAUAACAAUAGUCUCUUUUAGUGUGGUGGGUUUUGAUCAAGAAAAUGGCAGUAAAUUCACUUGGCUAGAGCCACUUGGCUGAAGCAAUAGACAACCAGCACAGGCAUGUGGACAUUAACCUGCAAGAAGAGAGACAGAGGAGGUGCUAGCUCUGCUAAUGUUCAUCACACUUGGUAAAUCCAUUUCACAUUGUAAACCUGCAGACUCUGUGAUCAAGUGUUUAGCCAUGUUUAACAAACAAAGCUCAACUUUACUGUUCUGUGAGCAUUUUCUCAGCUUUAGACUUUAGAAAUUUUCAUUUCAAUGACUUGGAAAUUACAAAAUUACCAAAAAAAAAAAAAAAAAGGAGUUGCUUCAGGACUUCCCCAAUCAGGACAUUUUUUGUUUUUUGUGCUUUAUUUAUGCUAAAACAUCUGCACUUUUAGUUUUCAUAGUCAUUAAAUCUCGAUCUGAUUUAACACCUAUUUUACCUAUAUUUCUGUCAGUUUAUGCGUAUUUUCUCUGAUAUCAUGUCAGGGCAGUGAUUUGUAGGAGCUGCCCAAAGUCUGUUGUUCCUAGUGGGAUACACAAGUAUGUUUAUUGAUCAAAUGACUGAGUCCUGGAGAAAAACACUUAUAAGAUUAUAUUGCAAGAAAUGCACCAUCAGAGAUGCAUAUUUCAAAGAUCCAAAUAUGAUCAAAAGGUGAUAAAUUAGGAAUUAUUUAUGGCAUGGAUUAAGUGUGCAGUUGCCAUUUUUCAUUGGUAUCCAACCUUUAGAGAGAAAGGCUGGCAGCCAAGCCAACAUUGCCAACCUGCUUGCAGAGCAAAACCCAGCAGCAAACUGCUCUCUAACAGAUCAGUGCGAUGCUUUUACAUAAUGCUACCGGCCUGCUGUAAAUCAACAUGACUUGAAGUGUUUGCAUGGAGUCACCAGCGCAAACGAUCAGCGGAAAAGGCUGCCGGUUGACUCACUGAAUAUCUGCCAAUAAUACAGAAUUUCAGUGCUAAUCCUGUUUGCACAGCACUUAUUCACAUUCACACCAUCUUCUACGUCAGUCCAUUAUGUAGCUACGUGUCUGAAGAACAACAUGUCCCAUCCGCCACUGUCUGCAGAGCUCGACUCAGGCUGGAAGUGUUUUGAAAUGGGGUGUAGAGGGGGGGUUGAGAGAUAAAUUGGUACAGCGAGCUGGAAUGCUGCAGCAGUUAUUUAAGGCCCUGUAGGUGCUGCCUAGGCCAUAUGCUCCCAUUAUUCCGCUUGGGAGGGGCCCAUGUGGGCAUGAGAGCAGGGCUGGAGAAAGGAAGAGGAGGGAGAAGAGGAAGAGGAGGGUGGGAGAAAAGAGAAAAAGAGGAGAGCAAGGUAGCUGAGGAAUUAUUUUAAGGAGAGCCCCCCUAUCAGGCGUAGGAGGAAUUUUAAGAUCGGGAUACCGGGAGAAGCCUAAGACGAGAUGAGAACGAAUUAGCUCCUAAAGUAAAUGAUCGCCUUCACCCUCAAUAUCCGGCUCCCUUACCGUCAUCUUUGCAUAAUUCAUCUCGUCAAAUUUUGAGGUGUGACAGAGUAUAAUUCACGAACUCCUGAACUUUUUCAGGUUGAUAGCUUUUCUUAGGUUGGGGCUUCUCAAUCACUCUCUUAUCAGAGCUGCACUUACUGCGGUUCAGCGUGACACAUCUCAACACUGUCUUCAUUUCUUGUAACUUUAUGAUCUCUGACAAAUUAAAGAUAGAGCCCCACGCUGUAACACAGCUCAAAGAUUUCUAAAAUACUCAUGUGACAACUACAGAGUACUAUGGAUUCCCAAAUUCUUAUUUUGUCAGCUGUAAUGGGUUGAGUUUCUCCUGCGGAUAGCUAAAUAUUUAUCUGUUAAGAAAACAAGGCCCAGAUGCAGCUUUGUGUUAUCUUCAUAUCUCUUUCUCUCGCUCGUGCUCCCCUCUCCCUCUCUCUUUCUUCUCCCUAUCUGUACCGUCGCUUGUCAAACUGAGGCCUGUGUUCCUGAUCAGGGCAUUGCUCUCAUGUUAGCCGCUUCACGGGAAGCACAUCCCAGCAUUCCCUCUGACACGCCGGCAGCAGCAUUACCAUAAUUGGCUUUUCUACAUGACGGGACAGAGGAAAUAAUAAUGUCAUUUUAUUUACAGCCCUCUUGUCCCGGUCCGAGAGCUAUCACCCCCUCCCCACCCUCCUCCUCCUCCUCCUUCCAUCCUCCCUCCUCACCGCUUGCUCUCUCUUUCUCCUUUCUGCACACACACUGACGUAAAAACCCCCGCCUCCCCCCCACAGUCUCCUCUAUCUCAUCUCCGUCUCUCUCUCUCUCCGUGAGCAGGGCGCGAGUCUCGUUCUGCCACGGCGUGUAGGUCAAGCGAUGGCUUUUUGAUCAGCUCCUGUCCAAAGCCAUCAGGGUUGAGAGGCACGUAAUGGAGAGCAGGGUGACAAACAGAAUCUGGGGAAGGAAUAAGACUGCCAGUUUCCUAUUAGGACCCGGCCUAAACGGCCUAUGCCCCCCCCCCCAACCCCCCAUCAACUACCCCCCCACCAUUCUCUGCCAUGAGCCCACUCCUGCACUGCCUAAAUCACAUGAGUGAAGGGGCCCGUGAUUGGACAUUAGUGCCGCAAAUGACUGCUGUGAUUGCCCCCUCUUCCCAAACUCACAUCAAAUAAAUAAAGAAAUGUGUGUAAAUAAAUAGAAAGAGGGGUGUUGGAGAAAUGGGGCUGGUGGUGGUGGUGGAGGCGGUGGUGGUGAUGAGGGGGGGAGGCUGACUGGUUUCAUCCCCUUCUUUUCUCUCUCUCUCUCUCUUUCGUUUCAUCGCCUUUCUGCCUUUCUUAUCUGGUUUGUUUGGCUUUGACAGCGGCCAAAUGGUGAAGCUCCGCGAGCCUGACAGAGAGUUUUAUUGAUUUAACAACCAGCAGACUCUCAGAAAAGAAAAGGGAGAAGGCGAAAAAAAAAAAAAAAUAUGGGCAGGGUGGGGAAAGAUAGCAAAGUUUUGAAGAGGAGUGAUAUGUUUCUGCUGCACUCCUUGCCAAAACGCUGACGUGUCCGCUGGUUGUAUUUCAUUAGGUAUCAUUUACGAAAAAUCAUGUCAUGAUCGGCGGCAGGCUGUGUGUGAGGGAGGAUAUUUUCGAGAUGAUCUGUACGUAGGUCAGUCAUGUUGUCCCUCUGUGAGGCCCUGUGUUGCGCUGAGGCAGGAUAGAGGGCGUUCACCCGUCCUAUCAUCAGAAAAACAUCAUAUAAAACUGUGUUUUCUGCAAAACGGGACUUAGCUCACAGUCAGCUCUGGUGUGGUCUCUGAGAAGAAGAGUUCAGCGCUCAAUCCCGACCACGGAUUGUUUAUGGGAACUCUAGAAUGAAGCAAACCAUUCGUACAAGUCAUGUCAGAAUAAAUCAGAGUAAUCAGAGGUGUGUCGUAGGUUUGCAUGUGAGCUCUCAUUUAGGAAUAAUAAAAAUACAUAAAGAUGCAUGAGAACAAAACACCCACUUGGGCCUUUAUCUCUAAUUAGAUAUGAGUCUGUCUCCCAAACAAUCUUUGUCACAUGAGACACUAAAACCUUUGAUAACACCUGUUUUACAGCGUCAUAAAGAGUGUGUGUGCGUGUGUGUCAAUCCGUUUUAGCAUUAUGCAUUUUUAAAAAGGCUCUUUAUAACAUCUAAAGGGGAUCCUGCGAACCCUUUAGGUGCUAAACACGUUUAAGAUCCUUUUUAUUAAGACUGAAAUAACCAUAUGCGUAGGUAUUGGGAGAUACACUUGGAUGACUAAUUCUUGCUGCUGUGGUGUGUAUGUCGUCGGUGAUCUGGCGUGGCUGGUGGCGGGCUUGAUCGCUGCAGCUUCUGACAGUGAGUCUGCAGUGCUAUCCUGGCCACGCUGCCGCCUGUCUCCUUGAUGGCGGCACGUCCCCGAGCAAAAGUGACAGGCGCUUUGGCGCUCGUGCAGAUGGCCCUGCUCACAGCCAUCACCCACUCGGCAAACCAAACCGCCAGGGACGGCACGCCAGCCCUGCCCCUUCCCGAGCCUGCCCCCUCCUCCCCACUGCCGGUGUUGAUCUGCAUAUGUGCGUCCAGGACGAGAGCUGGAGCCUAAUCUGGUCUUCAGUCACAAUCACACGUCUUCAAACUGCACUGAUUGGACAGAUAGAGCUGAUUUGUAUCUCUUGAUACCCCUCAGUCUUAGUGCUUUGGAUUUUAGCAUCCUGUCAGAAUGAAUGCCUCAUCUCAAAAUAGAUGGAGGGAUCAUUUAUUUCAGACAGACGUUAGCCACGUUUCAUCACUAAUAUUUCACAUUUAUGGUUUGCGAAAACCGUCCACUUGCUGCCUGUGAUUUUUACAGAUGUCUGUCUCUGCCAGUCUUUUGUCUGUGUGCUUUUGAUAUCUCCCUCUUUGUUGUUUCCAUGACAACAUGGCAGGACAGGCAUUGAUUGACAGGGAUCGUCAAAGGGUUCCCUGGCGACCUGCUCAUUGUUCGAAGCCCCUCCCUGCUGCAGUCUGUGUUUUGUCACUCACCCAGGGAUAUUUCUGAUCUGCUGCUUCUCAUUCCUGCCGUCUAUGUGUGUGUGUGAGUGUGAGUGUGUGAGUUUGUGUGUGUGUGUGUGUGUCUUCAGCACUGCCAAUUAUUGGGGUUUAGCUAUUUUUUUGGCUGCAGCAGAUGAGAGUGACUCACAUAGGUAAUUCCUACUGUAUGUUUGCCCUGUGUGUGUGGGGGCUUGUAAAAAAAAAAAAAAAGGAUAGCCUUGUUGCUGGAUGCUUUGUAUAUUAAAUGGCUGAUAUGUAUUGAUAGCCUCCUGUUCUGAAAGCGGGUUAGCCAAGGGGAAGGCACUGUAACAGAAGACACUCUGCAGAUGUGUUGUAGAGUGUACAGCACAUAAUGCUAAUCUGCUGUGUUAGGGAUUUUCAGGAGUUUUAGAAACUGUCUCGGUCUCAGUCUGUCAGUGGGAUUGAAGCGCAGCCAGGUUCUCCUGUAGUGCUCUCAUUUCACUGAAAUCCUGUCAAGCGUUAGGGGAGUAUGUUGCUCAUUUGGAGAAGGGUGUAUCAGUAGCACACAGCGAACUCAGACUUAUAGGCAAUAUUAUGGUCGGUGGGUUCGGGUUUGCACCGAACGAGCAGGCAUGUAGGAGCUGCAGAGUGUGUAAAGUACGCACAUAGGCACGGAAAGGUGAGCAUGCGGACAAACAUGCAUUCGCAAACAGGCACUUACCGAGGCACUCACUCGCACACGCGUGCACAUCAUCGCACAGUCACAGUCGACGGUGCAGCUGCUCACCUCCCCCACCUCCUCCACCCAUCUCCUCUCAGGCAGCAGUAAAUGGUGCCAGUGUAUAUAUAUCAGGUAUUAUGUCCACUUAGAUUAUGAUAUGACAGGUUAGCGUGCCGUUUGAAGCUGACAGCACAUCUGUUUCAUCAGGAGAGACUGAUACUGGCAUCUAGGACACACAUCUCACCAUGCAGGAAGGAGAUAAAGGAAGAAGCUAGGGGGCCGUCUUUCCUGUCUCCCUCACCCCCUCUCUCCCUCGUCUUUCUCCCUUUUCUGGUACUCCCCCUCUCCCCACCCAUCAAACCUACCACCUCCUGCUCACUUUUUCUUUCUCCCCCACGUUUUCUCUUCACUCACUUGUUCUCCCCCUAACCACCUCCUGUCUCUCCUACUUACAGAUGCUUGCUGUGUCUUCUCCUCACACACACACACACACACACAUGGUCUAGCCUUCUAUCUCAUUUGCCUUUAUAUAUUUUGCUGGUAAACCUGUUACAUCUCAGUUGUGUUCGGUUGCCUCUUUCCAUGCCAGGAUCUUUGAUCUUGUGUUUGCUUUUCUUUUUGAGUCUAUCAUUUUUGAAGCGCAGGUAAUGCCAUUUUGGAUCAGAAGGCAAGGGAGUAUUUUGCAAAUGCACAAACUGUCCAUCCCAGGCUGAAUUUUUUUUUAACCAGUCAUUGUGGCAUUCUCAAACUGAGCACCGUUAAGUACUUGCUAUGACCUUUAGCUCAUCAGUGUGGGUUUGGAAAAAAAAUGCCACAUCAUAGAAUCAGCGUUUUGUUUCUUUAACUCCCUGAUGAGUUGCAUAACCUGAACAUGUGAGGAGCUGAACUUUCUGGACCGAAUGAGUGAAAGGCAUUAAAGCUCAGGGAAGUGAGAAAGACAGAGACAAGGGGGGAGGCGAACAUGCAAGCAUGCAGCUGGCUAACAAGGCCAAACAGCCAGUCAUUUCCUGGGGAACAUCAGGCAUGUGCAGAGGAAUAGGGAGUUGGGAAGGAAAAGGACAACUGUCAGAGGCUCAGUGAUUUAUUUUUCCCUUGGAGGCUUUUUUCACCGCUGGCUUUCAGAGCCACAUGUGUGUAAAAUAUACACAAAGUCUUGCAUGCGUGCAUACAGACACACACGCACUCACACUGGAUGAGAAUAAAAGCCCACAUUUCCCAUCAUUUAGUAUUCAUUCCAUGUUAUUUUGACAGUAGUCCUGUUAGUGUGCUGUAAAUCUUUUAUUUCACUGAGUUGACCUCUUUUCUCUCACUCUUCCCCUUCUCUUUUUUAUAUCUCCUCUCUCUCUCACUUUCUUUCUAUCCAGCAUACAUGCCCGAUGAUGAGCUUAAGGUUGCCGGUCAAGAAGAGGAAGAGCACCUGCAGGAUGACGGCCUCUCAUUAGACGGCCAGGACAAUGAGUUCCUGUGCAAUGAGGAAGAGGAUGCAGACGCAGAUGGAGGCCAGCCGCCGAGCUACAGAGACUCUCCACUUAGCAAUGGCACCAACCCUGAUGCUGGAUACGGGUCUCCGCUCAGCGAUGCUAGCGACAGACUCACAGACUUCAAGAGCACCUCUUCCAGGGACGGUCAGGAGAGGGAGGGCAUGGCUCUGCCCUUCCGUCCCAACAACGGCCUCUCUUUCCAGGACAGCCUGGCACAGAUGAAAGCCGUCUAUGCAAACCUCAUCUCAGAUGCCUCUUGGUCCAGUAUCACAAUGGACAUCAUGAAAGCUAAGCCUGCAGCAGCUGGCAGUGUCAACAGUGCCCUUCCUACCCCAGAGCCAACCUCAACUGCUUCUGUCUCCAUAACUACAACCACAAACAAGAGCAGUGGGGUAAACAUGGCUAGCAGUCACCACAAUGGUAGGAGCUCAAGCAGCACUGUCAACCACACAGGCAGCACAAGUGGCAAUACUAACGGCACAGCAGCUUGCUCUGUUAGCAGCCACAGUGCAACAAGCAGCAGUGGGAGUAGCAGCGGUGGGGCCAGUAAUGGUGGUGGUGUAGCUUAUGACUGGCACCAGGCAGCACUAGCUAAAACUCUUCAGCAGACUCCUUAUCAUCUAUUACCAGAGCCCAGCCUCUUUAGCACAGUGCAGCUCUACCGGCAGAACAACAAGCUGUACGGCUCUGUUUUCACCGGUGCAAGCAAGUUUCGCUGCAAAGACUGUAGCGCCGCUUAUGACACACUGGUGGGUUUGACGGUUCACAUGAACGAGACGGGCCACUACCGAGACGACAACAAGGACAAAGAAGAGGAGCACGGAAAGCGUUGGUCGAAACCUCGUAAGCGCUCCCUGAUGGAGAUGGAGGGGAAGGAGGAUGCCCAGAAGGUCCUGAAGUGCAUGUACUGUGGCCAUUCAUUCGAAUCUCUUCAAGAUCUCAGCGUUCAUAUGAUCAAGACCAAGCAUUACCAGAAAGUGCCUCUCAAAGAACCAGUGCCAGCCUUGGCCACUAAACUGGUGUCCACUUCAGCUAAAAAACGAGCUAUCCAAGAUGCUAUAGUCUCUCCGUGCUCCCCAGACUCUUUACAUGCUGGUAGUGGUGGCGGUGGUGUAUCUCUAGGGGAUGUUGGCAAAGACUCAAAAGCUGCAGCUAACCCCUAUGUUACACCAAACAACCGCUAUGGUUACCAGAACGGGGCCAGUUAUACAUGGCAGUUUGAGGCUCGUAAAGCCCAGAUCCUCAAAUGCAUGGAGUGUGGGAGCUCUCAUGAUACACUGCAGCAGCUGACUGCUCACAUGAUGGUCACAGGUCACUUUCUGAAGGUCACAAAUUCAGCAUCCAAGAAGGGUAAACAGCUUGUUUUUGACCCGGUGGUGGAGGAGAAGAUUCAGUCCAUCCCACUGCCACCCACCACCACCAGACUCCCUGUUCCAAGUAGUGUCAAAUCCCAACCAGUGUCCCCUGCGCUUUCCUCUGCCUCAGAGGAAAAAAGAGACAUGGCUGAGGACGAAAAGGUUGAAGGUGGUGAGCCACUGGAGAGAAAAAUCAAGGAGGAGAAAGAUGACCCAGGUGAAAAGUCUGAGAAUGAUACCACUUCAUAUAAAUACCUUAGAGAGGAAGACCUGGAGGAGACUCCAAAAGAGGGUUUAGAUAUUCUUAAAUCCCUGGAGAACACUGUAUCUAGUGCUAUUAGUAAGGCCCAGACAGGCACACCCACGUGGGGUGGUUAUCCUAGCAUCCAUGCAGCCUACCAGCUGCAGGGUGCCAUGAAGAGCUCCGCUACUGUUCUACCCCCAAUGGUCCAGAGUGUCCAGAUGCAGCCCAUGUUUAACAGUGGGCUACGAGGCCUAGUGACUGACCCCAACUCGGUCAUUCACUCUCCCCGUAGUCCUUCCUCCCCAACCCCCCUCAGGAGUAACGUCACUGCCAUGGAGGAGCUUGUGGAAAAAGUGACAGGUAAAUCUGCCACUGUAAAGAAGGAAAAGGAGGAGAAGAUGGUGAGUCUGGAAAGAUGCCGGCCUCCAUCUAUAGUCAAAUCUCCCUCUCCCGCUCUGAGAGAGCAGAGAGAGCAUUUAGCAUCUCCGAAUGACCUUUCUGUAGGUAAACCAUCUGGUAUGAGAAGUAGCAGCCCAGGUAGUGUAGAUUCAGAGCUUAUCUGCAAGAAGGAGCCCAAAGAGAGCCUAGUAGACGGACAUAACAACCAUUCAAAGAACGGCUCUGAGGCCUGCCAGUCCCCCGUAACUAAUGGCAACAGUCUUGGCAUCAUCACUGAUCACUCACCAGAAAGUCCAUUCAUCAAUCCUCUUAGCGCACUCCAGUCAAUCAUGAACACACACCUGGGUAAGGCCUCCAAACCUGUAAGUCCAGCUGCUGAUCCACUAUCCAUGCUUUACAAGAUCAGCAACAGCAUGAUGGAUAAGCCAGCUUUUAACCCAACUCCUCAGGGCAAGCCUGCUGAGCCCAUCAACCACUAUCAGUUAUAUGACAACAGUGACCAGCCCAUAGACCUUAGUAAAAACAAGUCCUCCGCUAACACCAAUACUAACAACAAUAACAACAGUAGUGUGCUCCUGACCAACAAUAACAGUAGUGUCAACGGUAACAAACCCCUCAUCUCCCUCCCGGACUCGGUCUCCUCUCCUCUGAGAGAGAAUGCGCUGAUGGACAUUUCAGAUAUGGUCAAAAACCUCACUGGAAGACUGACACCCAAAUCCUCGACUCCCUCCUCCAUCUCAGAGAAGUCAGAUGCAGAUGGCAGUGCAUUUGAGGAUGCCCUGGAGGAUCUCUCCCCAGUGCAGAAAAGGAAAGGGAGGCAAUCCAACUGGAAUCCCCAGCACCUCCUCAUCCUCCAGGCCCAGUUUGCCUCCAGCCUGAGGGAGACCCCUGAAGGCCGCUACGCUAUGACUGACCUGGGCCCCCAGGAAAGAGUCCACAUAUGUAAGUUCACAGGCCUCUCCAUGACUACCAUAUCCCACUGGCUGGCUAAUGUGAAGUACCAGCUGAGACGGACUGGGGGCACCAAGUUUCUCAAGAACAUGGACUCGUGCCAGCCCGUGUUCCUUUGUGGUGACUGUGCCUCCCAGUUCAGGACUCCCUCCGCCUACAUCGGCCACCUGGAGUCUCACCUGGGCUUCAGCUUGAAGGACCUGUCCAAACUGUCAGCUGAGCACCUACGGGAGCAGCAGGCUGCCUCAAAGGUGAUCACAGACAAAAUGACAUUCGGCAGCCCCCUGUCAGCCUUGACCACGCCAGAGGACGACACAGGCUCUGUGUACCAGUGCAGACUUUGCAAUCGGACAUUCGUCAGCAAACACGCAGUCAAACUGCACCUCAGCAAGACCCACGGCAAGUCUCCAGAGGACCACCUGGUGUUUGUCACAGCUUUGGAGAAACUGGAGAAGCUAGACAAGAUGGAGAAAGUUUGAGCGGGGUCUCAGGCUGAGGUUAGAGACUGACAGCUGUGGAACUGAUUAGAAUUUCAUUGCACUAAAUGACAUUGUUCACAGUUACUGCACUGGGCCGAACUGAGCCGCCAGAAAAAAUCGGUCUUAUUAUUAUUAUUUUUUUUCUUUUGUUGUGAUAACUGCCUGACUGGACCAUGUCUUUUCAAUGUUGAUUUGUUUUCGUUUUGCCAAGCUUUUUUACACUUAUUUUGUAAUAUAUUUAUAUGCUAUUUGUCUGAUCUGUGCAUGUAUUUUAGUGAAUCAAGGUUAAACACAAGAUUUUAAUCUUUUCAUGGCAAAAAUACAACUACUGCUUCAAUGGUAAAAGAGGUGAGCGAGAGGAGAACUGGUAGAAGAGAAAACUGUAAAAUACUUGAUAUGAAGAAGGUGAUAAUUAAAUGUAUACACCAAAAGAAUGAAAGAAUACCCUGAAAGACUGAAGUAGCACCUUAGAGAGAUGAAUUUUGAAUUUGUAAAGAGAACAUGUUUUGAAGUAUCUUUCAAUAGCAUUUGUCAAAAUCAGAUUGAUUUUAAGAGAUCAAAGUUUAUCAUUUCCCCCUCUCCUUUUCGGUUCCUGUCACUGCGAUGUUUUGAUGAUGAAUGGCCUGCUAAUAAAUCUGUCAGCGAAAAUAGAAAAAAGACCUUGUGAACAUUUCAAAAAGCUGAAAUGCUGCUUCUGGUUACGAGUCAAUCAGUGAAAAUGAAUGGCCGUCAGUAUGCAAGUUUGCUCAAAAAACUUUUCCUUGUUGUGAAGUAUCACCUUAUAGCAAUUUUCCAGUUGUAUGGUUUGUUACAACUUUCUCUUUCUAAAUUGUGUCGCUUUAUUCAACUGUAAAGAGAACAGUCCGUUACAUGUAAAUGAUUACCAGUGAAAUGUCAGUACUCCAUAAGACAUAUCUUACCAUUUGAAACGGCUCAACAUUCUUUGUAUCUUAAGGUGUGUGCAUUCUCUAACUUUUAUAUUGUCAUUUUAUAUACAAAAAUGAUAAAAAAUAAAAACAGAUGGUGUACAUAGAUAUAUGCUGUAGAGCUACAAAAAUGUCCUUUUUUAAAGAAAAUACAAAUUUAGCUUCUUUGGCUUGGUUUACAGAAAUGAUUUUAAUUAUACUUGCAUCCAAUUUGAUGCAUGAAAUGGUGUGGAAAAUAAAUAAGCGAUGCACAAUGACUAUACAUUUCAAUGUUUUAUCGACAAUAUUGUAAAAAAAAAAAGUUUUUAGCACCAAUUAGUUUGUUUCAUUUCUUUCUCAAUUGUAAAAUAAACCCCAAAGCAGUUGUUAACAGUCAUA